GUGCCACAAUUUCCUGUGUGUUAGGAAACGAGGGACAGGAAGAAGCUUCCUCAGUUCAGGGAUCGGUUUUGAGGAAAGCUGAGCUGUAAAGAGGAAUUCUGGCGUUUCCACACUCGCUCCUGGCCAAGCAGCGCUUGAGGCAAAGACGGAUCACUUCUGCGGCGGAACCUCUGCGCUGCGGGUCAAGUUGCAUCUGGGGGCCGGUUUCACAACCGUACUCGGUGCGCUCUGCACAGCGCAGGCCGGGCUUUCGUCGCUUUCCCCCCCGGACUGGCUGGUUCUCUCUGCCAUGGAGACGCUGGCGGCGGAGCUGGGAGCUUCAACUCCGGAGCAAGCGGCGGCUCCCGUAAACACGGUGGAGGUGAGAAGUUGGUAAAAGGAGAAGGAAGCAGGGGAGAGACGGGGGCGGCGCCUUGGCUGCCGAGGCGCCUCCUCGCUGUGGAAAACUAAAUACGACGCCUCGGGGCGGCUUCAGGGGGACGCGCGCUCCGGCUCUUUCGGGCCUUUGUUUGGCCCCCGAGGCAGAGGGUGGGAGUGCAUGCGCAGAGCUCCCCUUUCACUCACCUGAUACUCUCUUCCCCGUUUCGGGGAUACAGCAGGGACAAGUCGGUUGGCGGGUCCCAGGGUAGUGAUGGGAUGGGAAACCUGUGGACCUCCAGGUGCUUUUCUUUAAAAGACUCCAGCUCCCAUCUUCCCUGCCCUUUUGCCAUGCUGAGUGGGCUGAUGGGAGUUGGAGUCCAAUAGCCUUUGGAUGGUCACAUGGUCCAUAUCCCUGGUGUAUCUGCGCAUCAGAUGAACUGGAGUUUCCCCCUUUCAAUAUUUUGUAAUAGUGAUUAGUAAGACUUGGACUUCCUUAAUCUUCUUUAAGCUAUCUUGGUGAACUUGUUGGUGGGAGAGGGGGCAUUGUCCUUGCUGCUAGGUAAAGGUAAAGGGACCCCUGACCAUUAGGUCCAGUUGUGGCCGACUCUGGGGUUGCGGCGCUCAUCUCGUUUUAUUGGCCGAGGGAGCCAGCGUACAGCUUCCGGGUCAUGUGGCCAACAUGACUAAGCCGCUUCUGGCGAACCAGAGCAGCGCACGGAAAUGCUGUUUACCUUCCCACUGGAGCGGUACCUAUUUAUCUACUUGCACUUUGAUGUGCUUUCGAACUGCUAGGUUGGCAGGAGCAGGGACUGAGCAACGGGAGCUUACCCUGUCGCGGGGAUUCGAACCACCGACCUUCUGAUCGGCAAGUCCUAGGCUCUGUGGUUUAACCCACAGCGACACCCGCGUCUACUUACCUGUUAAUCCGAAUGGCACAAGGCACUUCCACCUGCUCUUGUCACAUGGACGCUGUCCGGAUAAUGUUUGUUUGCUAUCAAAUAAAAAAAUGCACGUUAAAAAAGAAAGAAAGAAACGUUACUGUAGCACACAUAGACAAAAGCCUACAAGCAUUGCCAUCUCUCUUUGUGACUCUGCUGUUCUGGAUCUCCUAUGACCGAUAGCUUCCUAGGUCUUGAGGUUUGAUGAGAAGUUUCAGGGGCUCUAGAAGAGAGGGGCUAAAGUGCAAGGACUGAGCUGGUUUCUCUUUGGCUUAAUGGGUUAUUUUGCGAUUUAUCAGGAGGGCCAUAGCUCAGUGGUAGAGCAUCUGCUUUGCAUGCAGAAUGUCCCAGGUUCGAUCCCCAGAAUCUCGCAAGUAGAGCUGGGAGAGACCCUUGCCUGAAACCCUGGAGAGCUGAUGCCAGUAAUGUAAGCUAUGUACAUUGCCUUGAAUUCCAUGAUGGAAGAGAAGACGACACAAAUGAACUUAAUAAAUAAUUAGACCUCAGUCAUCCACAUCUGUGAGUUAGAGUAAUUGACUUUAAGAGCUUGCUUGAUGAUCUAAAAAGUGUUAUUACUACUAAUAAGAUCAAUAUCAACCUACAAGUGAACUAAGCAUUUUACAUAGAAGCGUAUAUACCGGUUUAGCUUCUUGAAAAUUGAUUCUCCAUCUUUUAAAAGUUGUUUUAUGCUAUACCUUUGUUUUCAGGAAAAAUGGAGAUUACUUCCAGCGUUUCUGAAGGUUAGUAUAUUUGUGCAGUUGCCAUUGAUGGUAUUUACAGGUUUUAAUAAAUUGAAGUAAAUUGAAAAUGAAAAUCUGAAAUAUUCUCAUUGUUUUCAUUAAUGAUAAGUACUGCAAGCACUGACUAUAGCUGGUGUACAUUUUCAGUCAUGUAAGUGCCCUUCUUUUAGGAAGCAUAAAUUCAUUCUUUGAGUUGGUUGAAAAAUUGGUUUUCAUGAGUGAUGUUUAAGAUUUGGACGGUAAAUUUUAUUUUGAGUGCUAAUUAAAUGAUGUCUCUUUAUGCAUUUGGAUGUUUUUGUUCUGGGCUUUUUUCUUUUUGUUUCUUUUUAAUACCCCAGGUAAUGUUCCUUUGUGAUUAUUUUAGGUGAAAGGUCUUGUAAAGCAGCACAUAGAUUCAUUCAAUUAUUUCAUCAAUGUAGAGGUAAGCUUUCUUUUUUUUUAAAGCAACAUCAGAAAGAUCAACACGUGUAAUAAAUUGCAUUUCUUUCAGCUAUGUGUAGACUUAGACUUCUUUUAUUUCCAGAUUAAGAAAAUAAUGAAAGCCAAUGAGAAAAUUACAAGUGAUGCUGACCCAAUGUGGUACUUAAAGUAAGUCUGACUUUGAUUUUGUUGGUGGUGACAGAGAAUGUGGGUGGAUACCUGACAUAUGAGAUUUGUGCUUCAAUAUCCUGAUGUACUUUCUGUGUAGCCCUUAGUCCUUGGGUUAAUCCAUUUUAAUUUAAUAAAGCCCUUAAGGUAGUGGAAAUCCUGUGUGGAGCAGCAUAAAUGUACAGAAUGGUCUGUGGUGUCGGUGAUCCAUCUGAAUAGGAUUCAAUUGCAAUAAGGUCCGUUAUGUUGUUUUCUGAAGUUUGGUUUAGGUUACAUUUAGCUUUAGGCUUCAUUCCUACUUACAGGUAGGCUGCCCAUUCUGCUUCAUGGACAUGCAUGCACCCCAUCUUAAAUGAUACUCUUGCCUUACUGUUAACAGAUGCAGGGAACCUUUGGCCCUUCAGAUGUUGCCGAACUGUAGCUCCCAUCAUCCCAGGCCAUUGGCCCUACUUGCUGAGACUGAUGAGAGUUGCAGUUCAGGGAUAUCUGGAGGGCCAUUAAUUCCUCACAUCUGCUGUUAAGAGGGUUCCGCCCCCUUUUGGUUCUAUACAAAGAAAGAUGUCAGCCCAGGAAUCUUCCCAUUCUUUGAGCAGAAUCUGGUGAGCACUUGUAUAGCUGAGGGGAAACUAUCCCUUUAUUUGCUCCCAUUAAGAUUAUGGUUCUUCUUAUAUAUUUCUUAUUGGUUUUUAAUAAACCAAAGGUUUAACAAAAUGGAAUGUGAGUUGCAUAUUUGGGCAACUGGGUUGUAUCCCAUUUUUAAGUUGGGUCUUUCAUUGCAGAUACCUCAAUAUAUAUGUGGGUACUCCAGAUGUUGAAGAAAGCUUUAAUGUAACAAGACCUGUUUCUCCUCAUGAGGUAUUUGCAUCUACUCAGCCUUUUUGUACCUUUGUGUGAACCAGCUAAUAGAGCUUCUUGGUGUAAUUGAUGACUAUGAAAGAACUGUGACUGAUUUUUGGUCAUAUUAUGUCCCAAAGAGUAUACUACUGUUGCAUGGUGCAUUUUUGUUACUCAUAUUUUGUCUUCAGUUGUUAAUUGUAUAUUGAUGUCUGAAGCACCUGCAAGACUAGGUUAGAUUUUCACUGCUGCAAAUAGAUCUUUGGAGAGAGAAGUUACCAUGUCUCAUCUGAGGGAGGACUUGCAUGUGCUGUGUGUGUUGCAGUAUAUAGACUUGCUUCUUUUCAGUAACUUAAAAAAAAAUCUAGCAAAUAAAUUUUAGUCUCUGGGAUUUUUAAUGAUUGAGGAUUGGAAAAAGAAGAAAUAUGAGGACUGCAAAGGAGUGUAGCGUUCCACCUGAAAAAUAUUUAACCGUGUGGCUCUUCUCUUUAAGUGUCGCUUGAGAGAUAUGACGUAUUCUGCUCCAAUUACAGUAGACAUUGAAUACACCCGAGGUAGCCAGAGGAUUAUUCGCAAUGCAUUACCUGUUGGCAGGUAAGUUACCAAUAUAAAGAUAAAUACUACUUUUGUGUGUUGGUCACGUUCUGUGUUAAUUGCUGUGAUAAAAUGUGAGAGACUUGUUUUGCUUUUAAUCAAAGAGGGCAAUCAGUCUAUACUCUGAGCCUGCAAGGUAAUUUUUACUUUGUUGUUCUUGCAGGAUGCCAGUAAUGUUGCGAAGUUCCAAUUGUGUUCUUACUGGAAAAACUCCAGCAGAAUUUGCCAAGCUUAAUGAAUGCCCUUUAGAUCCAGGUAACAACAUUUUCUAAUAGUGUUUGUUCCUUUUGAAUGAGUUGUGAUCCCUUUUGCUAUGUUACUCAAUGGAGCCUUCUAACACGUGAGCUGCUACAGAUUAUGGAAUGAGAGAUUUUGAGACUGUAGAGGGGUCUUAGUGAAGUUUCUGCUUUGAUUAGGGCAGUUUACUAAGGUUCCUACCCAGGGACAGGGAAGUACCAUUGGUAGCUGCAAGCCUUGUCGUCUACUUGCUGUACAGAUUUCCCAAGUAUUCCUGGAAUCUUCCAAGACUUUGUCUAUGCCGCUUCUGGUUUCAGGAGGUCAUGAUAGCACAAUGGAGAAUUUCACUAGAUAGCCAUCUUAAGUUCAUAGUUCAUACUGAGGGAAGUAGGUCCAUGCAUUAAGGUGUCUUCUUCGGUUUACUGAAGGCAUUGUAUAGCAGUCUCUGCAAUUACAAGUGGAAUCAGAGAUUUCCUCACUAAAUACUGCAGGCCAGUGUAGUUGACAAAGCAAAAAUGUACAUUUCAGAGGUUUGCAAAGUCCAUUAAUGUUUAAAACUAAAGUCAAUCGUGAUUUUCCAUUCUCCAUUGGACAGGUGGCUACUUCAUUGUCAAAGGUGUAGAGAAGGUAAUUCUUAUUCAAGAGCAGUUAUCAAAAAACAGAAUAAUUGUGGAAGCUGACAGAAAAGGAACGGUCGGCGCAUCAGUUACCAGGUAAAAGAACUCCUUAGUAACUGCAGGCUGGUUUCCUAUGAUACCAUGUCUGGGAUCAAAAUAAUUACUUUAGGCACAGCCAGGAGUCUGGGCAUGCCUAGUAUGAUGAGGGUGCUAUUUAUGCCCUACUUUUCCUCCAAGGUGGCAUACACAGCUUUCUCCCUUCUCCAUUUAUCCUCAUAGUCCUCACAACAACUAGGUGAGGAAAGUUAGGCUGAGAGAGCAUGAUUGGCCCAAAGUCACUCAAUGAAGCUUUUUUCUUUGAAAAAAGUGGCACCCUGCUCAGUGCCAUAUAACAAACUGCUUUUGAACAUUACUUAACUGAAAAGCGUCUUUCUAUAUUUCAUUGUGGUGGCUGGGUGAGUUUGAGAAACAUGAGUUCAAAGUUCCACUGAGUGUACAGAACUAGUACGCUCAUACGAAGAACAUAGAAAGAGCCUUGUGUUUGAAUACGUAUUUCAUGCACAUUUGGUAACCAUUUGUUAAACGUAAUUCCAAAUGUUUGCAACUUGGUCCUUAAAAAUAACCGAGCAGAAGUUCAAACAGAGCUUUGUGGGAGGGGGGAACCACUUUGGUUAGUCUAAAAUAAGUGGAUCAGUAGAAAAUGCGGAGUUUGCUGUAUUUUAAGUGCUCCGAAAAAUGCAACAUGCCUGUGUUCUGAAAACACCGGCAGAUAGUCAGACAAAAUUAUUUAUUUAAUCCCUAUAAACCAAGAAUUAAAUGUGGCACAAAAGACAGAAUAGCUAAACGCUUACAGUAGGGGUGGAGAACAGAUGGCCCUCCAGAUGUUACUGGACUCCAGCUCCCUUCAGCCCCAGCUAGCAUGGCCAGCAGCAUCUGGAGGAUGAUAGGUUCCCCUUCCCUGGCUUACAGGUUUGCAAUCAAAGAAGACAUGAAUUGGAAGGAGGUUGGCACAGUAAUAAGAUCCGAGGUUUUAUGCACAAAAAAAACUUUAGCAAUCCUGUGUUCUGAUGUACAAGAUACUGGUUUUUUUAAGCCAUAAUAAGUUUCCCCCCUCACUGUCAGGGUUUGUUGAAUUAAUGAGGUAUUUCCUUUUCUUUUUACAAAUGUGCAGUUCUACUCAUGAGAAGAAGAGCAGAACUAAUAUAACUGUGAAGCAAGGAAGAUUUUACCUUAAGCAUAACACCCUGUCGGAAGAUAUUCCCAUUGCAAUAAUCUUCAAGGUAAUUUUUUAAAAGAACAAUCUCCAUUAUCAGGGCUUGGAGUACAAUCCUGUACGUGUCACUGAGUUCAGUGGGGCUUUCUCACAGGUAAGUCAGUAUAAGAUUACAGCCUUAGAACAGUUUAUAGAAGAACUUCAAAUACUUAGUAUAAAGGGGGAAAUAAUAGAAUCGUAGAAUUUUAGAGUUGGAAGCGGCCACAAGGGUCAUUUAGUCUAGCCCCUGCAAUGCAGAAUUUUUUUUGCCCAACAUGGACCUCAAACCCACAACCCUGAGGUCAGGAGUCUCAAUAUUUAUUUUAUUUUAGUUCUUUGUCUAUGUGCAAGUUUCUUUUAGCUGUUUGCUCUGCACCGUAGGAAACUUUUAUUUGCUAGUCUUGAAGUGUUGGGUUAUACCUUGACAUAAUGUGAGGCUCAUCUUUGGCACAAUUACCAUUACAGUGGUACCUCGGGUUACAUACGCUUCAGGUUACAGACUCCACUAACCCAGAAAUAGUACCUGGGGUUAAGAACUUUGCUUCAGGAUGAGAACAGAAAUCGCCCGGCGGCAGCAGCAGGAGGCCCCAUUAGCUAAAGUGAUACCUCAGGUUAAGAACAGUUUCAGGUUAAGAAGUGACCUCCAGAAUGAAUUAAGUUCUUAACCCGAGGUACCACUGUAACUUUUGCCUGGGGUUUUUUAAGAAGAGUAGAAGAAGAAGAGUUUGGAUUUGAUAUCCCGCUUUACCACUACCCUAAGGAGUCUCAAAGCGGCUAACAUUCUCCUUUCCCUUCCUCCCCCACAACAAACACUCUGUGAGGUGAGUGAGGCUGAGAGACUUCAGAGAAGUGUGACUGGCCCAAGGUCACCCAGCAGCUGCAUGUGGAAGAGCGGAGACGCGAACCCGGUUCCUCAGAUUACGAGACUACCGCUCUUAACCACUGCACCACACUGGCUCUCCAUUUUUAUUUUAAGCCAAUAAAAAUGGAAAAGGAGGAAAAGGCGGGGGUAGGAGAGAUGGGGGCGGGAAUAAAAGUGAGUUGCAGGCAGGGAUGUUUGAGAAUUUCAAUCUGCAGAUUGGAACUUAAUUUUUCAGUACUUUUGCACUUCCUGAAAUUUCCUAUAUAGUUAUUGGUUCAAAAAUAGUAUCAAGAUGCCUUGAGAGAAUGCAUACCUUGAGAGAAUGCAAUUUUUCAUGUGGAUUUUUUUCUUUAAGAUUUGAUUGGAAUCUUUCCCAGUGAGAGCAUCAGCUAUUGGCCAGAAUGUUGCCUUGGUCAUAUCGGUUCUAUAUUUAGUUCAUUUCCUGUUUUAUAUAAUGUAUUCAGCUGCUAGAACAGGACUUUAGGGAUUGUGCCAAACAAUACCCUAAAAAGAUCACAGAGCACUGCCAGAAGAGGGCAGCACUUGCUUGUAACUUAACUGUGUAAAUAAUGCUGUGUGGAUGUAACAGGGUGGAAUUUGUGGACUGGGUUGCUAUCUUACCCAUUUUAAGGUAGAACAUCUGUAAUGGUUAAGGGUCUACUGCACGGGAUGCUAAUUUGUGUCGCUCCCAAUCACAUUAUACUUUAAAAUAAUUCCUCCCAUUUAUAAAAAAAAAUAUUAAUUAGGAAUGUACUGCAUAGAGAAGUAAUGUCUAACCCUUCAUCCUACUGCAACUGUAACCACACAUCUGGUGGUACAAGUAGAAUUAUAAAAACGUUUCCAUUGGCACCAAGUUGUGACAGCAAAAAAAUUAUGCCAAAAGCAGGGCUGGCAUUUUUGGUGCUGGAUUUAAAUCCAGUGCUGACAGCAUGCCCCACUCUUCACAGGGAUUGGCUCUGAUCAGGUACUCUUCACAGGAGCCAAUCCUGUGGAGCUCUUCUUGCAGGCAUUGGCAGAAUUUAAAGGACACAAAAUGUUCCCCAUGCCUGCUUUAGAAUAUCUGUAAACCACGAGGCUUGUGGAAGUAACACCCCCCACAGCGUGAUGUUAUUUCUGCAUCACACUAUAGUUGACCACUGUGGGAGGAGUUAAGAAUAAACAUUUUAUUAUUUUCUUGUACUUUUUUUUGUUCGAUAUGGUGAGGAUCAGCUGGAGCCCUGAGUAAAAAUCUAGGGCCAAUUGCCACUGUUUUACACAGACUUCAUGUGCACUUCUCCAAGACUUAAUCAAUGGAAUAAUCUCCAAAGCUUACCUGAGGCCAUUUCUCCCCUUAUUUUUUAAAAAAGCACAAGUGCCUUCUUGAGGAUUCUGUAAGCAGGAAUAUAUUAUAUCAGUGGCAAUUAAAGUUUAAUUUUAAUUCUUUGGGGGAUUAGUUCAAUUGAGUUCACUUGGAAAUGAGCAAGUUUGUAUCUAGUACAAUUUGACUGAUUAGUUGGGCUGCUGAUUGGAUAUACUGGGGAAAUAAUUUAUUUAUAAAUAAACAUUAAUUCAUUUAUCUUGUACAGCUUUUGAAUGAAUGAAUUGAUCAGUGGGCAUACCAGGGAAAUAAAUAAAUAAAUUUCUGUUUGUGAAUAAAUACAUUUAUAUUUACUCUCUUUUGGAGAUAACUACUUGGGUUGUUGAUUGGUGGGUACAUUGGGGUAAUAACUCACAAACAGCAAAUGCUACUCAGAACAACAGACAGCCCCAAAAAUUACUUCCCCAAAACAACCUAAGCCAUUCUUAUGUAUGAUGGAAGCCACCCAGAGUGGCUGUGGUAACCCAGUCAGAUGGGUGGGGUAUAAAUAAUAAAAUCAUCAUCAUUAUUAGAAAAAAGCUGGCACCCCCCAAAAGAACAAGGCAACUCCCAUCCACAUAAUUCAUCCCAGUAAACCCCAGAAGCAAUCCCCAAUAAUGCCAGGUGGCGCUGUGGGUUAAACCACAGAGCCUAGGACUUGCUGAUCAAAAGGUUGGCGGUUCGAAUCCCCGUGAUGGGGUGAGCUCCCGUUGCUCGGUCCCUGCUCCUGCCAACCUAGCAGUUCGAAAGCACAUCAAAGUGCAAGUAGAAAAAUAGGUACCGCCUCUGGCAGGAAGGUAAACGGCGUUUCUGUGCGCUGCUCUGGUUUGCCAGAAGCGGCUUAGUCAUGCUGGCCACAUGACUCAGAAGCUGUACACCGGCUCCCUCGGCCAAUAAAGCGAGAUGAGCGCCGCAACCCCAGAGUCGGCCACAACUGGACCUAAUGGUCAGUGGUCCCUUUACCUUUUUAAGGAACCUGAAUACAAUCAGUAAUUAGGAGGCAGUGGUUCUGGAGAUGCUGUUGUGAAGAGGGCAGCAGAGGAAAUCAGUCACACACUGGCCAGAGGAGAGUUACUCACAAACCCCUUGAGAUAACUCCACAGCCUCCCAGGGGUCUGCAGCCCACUGAUCUAUAUCUAGUACUGUCAGAAAGCUGUUAUACUGGUGCAUGUCUUCCAGUGUGGUGCUCAGCACAUGCACUCCCACCCAAGGGUUCUUUUUUAUGGCUGCAAAUCAUUUUGAGUGGUACAUAAUGGAAGUAUAUAAAUAGAGCUGCUUUGUAAGCUGCACGCCCUUGGAAUGUCAAGCCGUGUCUAAGCUAUCACAUUCACAUUCCGGAGGGAGCUGCAAUCUGCUGCCAUUCCUUGUAUAUGCAACUGCUUCAGAUGCAACUAAAUACUCAGCAUGUGUGUGCAUGCAGUGUAAUAGGUGAAACGGCCUUUAAAAUUGUGACAUUCCGCAGCAAGGACUAUAGUUUUGUAGCUAGGGAGUCUGGGACCAAGGGACUGGAAGCUUUCAUCUAAAGCCAGGGGUGGAGAACUUGCUUGGGAAGCCAGAUGAUAUUGGACUCUCAGUUGCAUUGGCCAUGCUGGUUAUUGGGAAUCCAGAAACAUCUGGAGGGCGACACAGAGGUUUCCCAGCUCUGCUCUAAAGCAGCUAUAGUUGCCUGAUGCCUCCUGCUCGUGUCUGUUAUCUGGGGGAAGGAGUUGCAAGGGAGAGGGCAAAGCCGUAGGCAGUACUAUUUAAAGUCCUUCGUUGACAUGCUUAGCUUGAGCAUUAGGGACAACUUCUUCUACCCUACCCUCAACUGCUUGCUGCAUGGCCAGGGGUGUUGUAGGUGGAGUUGUUAUCAGCAGUAAAAAUCAGCUGUUUAGAGCACCACUACUGUCACUUAGCUGUGUGGGGUCUGGAACAUCUUCAGGGCACUGGGAGUAUGCAUUUCAGAGCAUGCCAUGUGCUGCCUUCUGUAAUGUGUAAUUUCCUAAACAACGUUUUGUAGGGGCCAAUGGCUGCAGCAAAUGCUUUCUAAAAGGAAUAGGCCCAGUGAUCACAUUUAAUUUAAUUAGGUAGGAAUUUAAUGCAGUUUAAAGAGAAUGUGAGUUGGAGGUGCAUUGUCUGUUUACAGUGAGCCCAAGAGUACACUGUGUGUUCGCUGGUGUAUCUUUGUUAUGCCUAGUUUAAAGAUAAAUAUUAAUGCAAGGCAUAGCUUUUCACCCUUCCAACUUCUGAGAAGCAUAUUGUAGCUCUGCCAAAAAUAGGUGUUAUUGACUUUAUUCCCUGUUUCUUGAUAUGGCAGAACUCCAGACAAAUAUGUGAAAGGAGAAGCUUUAGCAUUAUCUAGAACGUACAAAGGCCCGCACUGCUGGCUGCUGCCUUGAAACACUUUAUUCACAGAGAGAUUGGGGAGAUUUUCCUUUCUAAACCUGUUAAACAUUUUCUUAACGUAUUAAGCCUCUUUUACAAUAUCAGCUAUAACCUGGUGCUUAAGGAUCUGUGGGGAAAAAACAAGAAAAAUGGCUUUCAAGACGGCUUUCUGUGUGAAAUCCUUUUUCUUUGCCUUCCCUUUCCCUCUCCCCAACCCAUGAGAGGCAACUUGUGAGGCAAUUUACCAGUGCCUUCGAUUGAGUGCACCUGCCUGGGGACGGAGCAGAGCUGCCUCCAGGUUUGAGGGUUCCUGGACAAAGUGCCCUCUAGUGGGUCCCCUCCUGUGCCAGUUAUCUCUGACAGGAUUUUGUGACCUUGGCAAAAAUUCUUUGGGCAGGCAGACAUGUAGCCACUAUUAUGCCUUGCCGCCAUUAUACAGUGGUACCUCAGGUUACAUACGCUUCAGGAUACAUACGCUUCAGGUUACAGAGUCCGCUAACCCAGAAAUAGUGCUUCAGGUUAAAACUUUGCUUCAGGAUAAGAACAGAAAUCGUGCUCCGGCGGCGCGGCAGCAGCAGGAGGCCCCAUUAGCUAAAGUGGUGCUUCAGGUUAAGAACAGUUUCAGGUUAAGAACUGACCUGUGGAACGAAUUAAGUACUUAACCCGAGGUACCACUGUAAUGCAAUGCAGGGGGUUUGGCCCCUGGGGCCCCUGGGGCCCCUUCCAACUCCAUGAUUCUAUAAUUUCCUACACUGUGUCAUUGACACUGUGGGAAAUUAAAACAAUGGUUCCAAGAACCCUCACAUGGGGCCCAAUGGAGCAGCAUUGACUCUCGGCUUGAGGGAGCAGACCUCAGCGCAGUUAUGGUGGGACCUGCCAUGGUGUUGGGACCCCAGCAGCUGCCUGAAGAUGUCAUGUGCUGACAUUGAGCUUGGUUGGGGAAAUCUUACCAGAAUGCAUUUUAAGGCAAUGGAAGAAAUGUGGGGGAGGUUAAUUCAGCACAGUACAGGUGCAAGGCUGCCGAUUGGCUGGCAGCGUCCACAUGAUGUUCAUGAGUUCCAUGCCACCUGCACAGGGCAUGCUGAAGGAGCGUCUCCACUCCCCAUCGUUCUACCCGGACACUGAGGUCCAGCGCCGAGGGCCUUCUGGCGGUUCCCUCACUGCGAGAAGCCAAGUUACAGGGAACCAGGCAGAGGGCCUUCUCGGUAGUGGCGCUCGCCCUGUGGAACGCCCUCCCACCAGAUGUCAAAGAGAAAAACAACUACCAGACUUUUAGAAGACAUCUGAAGGCAGCCCUAUUUAGGGAAGCUUUUAAUGUUUGAUGUAUUACGGUAUUUUAAUAUUUUGUUGGAAGCCGCCCAUAGUGGCUGGGGAAGCCCAGCCAGAUGGGCAGGGUAUAAAUUUUUUUUAUUAUUAUUAUUAUACCCCCCCACUUUCUCUACUUCAAUAGCACCAAGUCACCCCUCCGUCAGGCAGCAGUGUUCAGUGGCAAAUGUUGGCAGCCUCCUGUGAACCACCUAACUGAGCAGCUACUGCUGAAAAAGGGAGCUAAUCAUCACCAGCUAUGCACAAAAUCGUUAGCAAGUUUGCAUAACUUGAGAGAGAGGGUGUGUGUAUAAAAAGAUACCAUUCAUUCCUUUCCUGUAGCUCUUCAACAGGCUUCCUCUGUUGCAUUUGUCCCAUACAAAUACUGCAGCAGAGCAUUGCUUCUUAUUAAACUAUAUGAGGUUUCUUCUGCAAAUGAGCUGCCAAUAGCAUUACUCUGCUCCUUUCGUUUGUGUUUCCUGCUGCUGCUGCUGCUGCUGCUGCUGCUGCUGCUUUGGCUUAUCAAGAUUUCCAUUUCAUAGUUUGAGUAUGUGCUGCUUCCAGUGCCAGAUGGCCCUGUUUCUGAGAGAAGUCGCUUUGGGUUAGGAGUAAUACUGACUACAAUGGCAAAAUUAGCAUAAGCAAAUGUCAGCAAGUUAGCACCAAGCCAACAUUCUUUCUCUCCUUUUCUACCUUUUCUUUUUCUUCCCUCUUCUAGGCUAUGGGCGUCGAGAGUGACCAGGAGAUUGUGCAGAUGAUUGGUACAGAGGAGCAUGUGAUGGCUGCAUUUGGUCCCAGCUUGGAGGAGUGCCAAAAAGCUCAGAUUUUCACACAGAUGCAGGUGUGUGACAUUUCGAGCAUCCAUCUAAGAAGAAAAUGGCUUCUUAGUUUUGCUUGUUGUGAGCUGAUGGAACGGCUCAGAGAAUGCAGUGGCCACAGUCUUCUGUCUGUCAAGCCCCUUUGCUUUCUGUAGAUUGCAAAAGUUACCGUAUUUUUUGCUCUAUAAGACUUACUUUUUCCCUCCUAAAAAGUAAGGGGAAAUGUGUGUGCGUCUUAUGGAGCGAAUGCAGGCUGUGCAGCUAUCCCAGAAGCCAGAACAGGAAGAGGGAUUGCUUCUUUCACUGCGUAACGAUCCCUCUUGCUGUUCUGGCUUCUGAGAUUCAGAAUAUUUUUUUUCUUGUUUUCCUCCUCCCAAAACUAGGUGUGUCCUAUUGAGUGAAAAAUACGGUGUUUUCCAAGUAAGAAAGUCCAUCUCUGAGAGCUGAUCUGUGCAUUUCUCAGGCUGAGGUGGAAGAGUUUUGGGCAUGGCUAAAAGUGGACAUAGGUCGAACAUUACGGUGCAAAAGAUGGAGAAAUUGUUUGGGAGGACUGUGUAAGUAAGCAGCAAAAUUAGCAUGACCUCAAGAGAUCAUUUUAUACAUUUUGACUGUAGCUGUUCUUUCCUGUUUCAGUCCUUCUCAGAGUCCAGUUCUUUAUUAACAAAUUUCUACUUUGGCUUGCAUGAUUAGCAGAAAUGUUGGGUAUGCUUGAGCCUUUUCAGACAGGAGUUAUUACAACAGUAGUCACUAGAGGACCACUGACCAGAACAUGGGGUUUUUGUUCAUGGAAGGUUAAAACCAUACUAGGAAAUAUAAUUAUUGUUAGUUGUGUACCUUUGAGCAGUAUCCAAAGAGUAAUUCCAUUAGUGCAAGGACUUCUGGCUGUGCAAAGGAACUUCCUCCUCACUCCUCUCCCUGCCUCCCUCCACAUGCCCCCUAAACCAGUUUGAGGGGUGACCCCAACCUUCUGGAGCAGAUUUGGGGGAGGUGCUGGGGGAUUACUAGGAGCGGAGAGAGAGAGGAAUAUCCGUGGUGCAAACAGAAAUCCUUGUGCUAAUAGAUCUUCCUCGUUAGAUACCAGUCCCAGAUUGGCCUAGUCCAUUUUCACUGGUCAUCUUAUUAAAGAAGCAUCUUACGCUGCUGUCUUGUUUUACAUUUUGAAAACUUAGGUUUUGGCAUGCUAAUUAUCUUGUUCAUACGCAGUCAUCUGUUGUUAAUAUGCAAUGUCAUUCCCGGAAAGCGGAGACUUCCAAGAAGAGUUUUUAAUUUGUACUAUGCUAACUUGGAUUUGGAUUUCACUUUACAGGCACUGAAGUAUCUAGGAAAUAAGGUCCGAAGGCAGAGAAUGUGGGGAGGACCCAAAAAAACCAAGAUGGAAGAAGCAAGAGAGCUGCUGGCAACAACCAUUCUUGCCCAUGUUCCUGUAUGACCAUAAAUCUUAGAUUUUGGGGCAGGGCCCCGGGGUGUGUGGGCUGAAUAGGAUUCUUACCAUACAAGACCAGAGGGGGUUGAAUCUCCUCUGGCAGAGCACCUUCACUAAUCCGUGCUGAACUUGUGAGGGUGACUGUAUCUUCACCUGUUGUUCAUCAUCCCAAUCUUAUUUAGGAAGGCACCUCAGGAAGAGCUGCUGUUUAGUUCUAUUGUUAGUUCUUUGUGUGUAUUAGAGAAGGAGUCAGAUACUUCCUGCUCCUGAGCUAAUGCCUGCGUUGAUUAGUAUUCUGAUUCAUUAUUUUUUGUGUGCAGCAGUAGGGUAUGUGCAGCUCUGUGUGUGAUUCUCUGCACACUAACCUGUGAUUAUUGGUGUUGGGUUGAAGGAACACUAUGUAAAAUUCAGAAGUGGGUAUCUCUCUCUCUCUCUCUCUCUCUCUCUCUCUCUCUGUGUGUGUGUGUGUGUGUGUGUGAGUGAUCGAGCCAUAACCUGACCUAGUGAUCUUCUUAAGCAAGGUGCUGUUGCUUGAUCUCUCUUUCUCUUCGUGAAAUGAGAACUAUUGUGAAGGUCUAGUAGGGCUUUUGGAAGGAUGAAUGCAAUGAGAAAAUGUUGCCACACUGUUCUGAGUCUGGGGAAUAUUGCAGAACUGCAAAAUUAGUUUAACCUAAGCUGCAUUUUGGACAAAUGACUAGCUGUUCCUUACUAGAAACUGUUUACUCCCCUUUUCUGUGUUCCAGGUAAAAGAGUUCAAUUUCCGCUCAAAGUGCAUUUAUACAGCUGUGAUGGUCCGCAGAGUGAUUUUAGCUCAGGGGGACAACAAAGUGGAUGACAGAGACUACUAUGGAAACAAACGAUUGGAGUUGGCAGGACAGGUAAGUCCACCCUGGGGGUUUUUAUACAACAUGCAAACAUUGAUAUGGAGUUACCAUAUUAUUUAUUUAUUAAAUUUGUUGGUUGCUUUACCUUGCCCAAGGCAACCCAAAUGAUGCCACAGAAUUAGGCUGCAGCACAACAGGUUCAGUGUGAAAAAAUAAUUGUGUGGUUCAGACACACUUUAAGCUUGUUGCAGUGGGUUCUGUUGAUUAGUGAUUCUGAAACGAUAAAGGUUCAUAAAUACUGGCAUAUGCCUAAUAUGUUGAGAGUUGUGUAACGGUUUAAACUAUUUAGUCUAGCUUCCUAAAAAUACAUCUGAAAGCAGACUUCUAUCCCUUAUGUGUGUGUUUUUCUAUUGUUGACGUACGCUUGGCUGUAUUUUGCAAAUUGAUAGAACACCUCACUUUAAGCCUUUUGCUCACUGUUUUCAGCUAGAGUUUCUUUCCAAAUAGCCUAUAACACACCCCACACACACCCUUGGUUGUGUUUCUGAGCUAAAAAUCCUGUUGCUUAAAAAUUUGAAUGAAAAAGACUGUUCCUGUAUGAGGAGGAAAAGCAUAGCAGUCCACACAAUGUGAAGACAUAAAAGGCAUUGUGUCUAUAAAAAUGUGUGAAAACAAUAGCAGUUAAUUUCACACCCCAUGGGACAAGGGAGUACGAAAUGUGCUUUAGCUUUAGAUAACAGUUGUUUCCGCUAGCCAAGCUGGUUUACAGAGCUUUCUCUUAGUCUUUCUGCCCACUAGAGGCUUGGCAGGCCAGGUGCCAGCAGAGGUGUUAGCGAAACCUACCGAUUCCAAGCUUAAUCUUUUCACCUACCUUUUCUCUUUCCUUAAUGUGUUCAUUAUUUGCCGAGCAUUUCCCUCGUCUUUGUCCUCAGGGUUUGUUUGGCAUUUUCCCCCCUUUCUUUCUUUCUAAUUCAGCUUGCUUUGUAUGGGCGAGAUAUGGAACAGCACCAAAAUCCGGCACCCUGGAAAGGAAGGGAUUUUUACCCUGUGACAAAAGAAAACCGCCUUGACUUCAGAGAUUGACUAAUCCCAGCUGUUCUGAUAAUAUAAUUAAGGCUGCCUAAUGUCUUUAAUUUUGCAACCAGUUUGUGUGAAAAGGAGAAUUUGGCACUCUAAAGCCUUAAACACUAAAUGGCAAUCUCAAGGCGCCUAAUUAGAAUUCUCUGACAUUAAGCUAAUUGGUGAAACUGUAUUUCAGCAGCUUAACUACUUUAUUAAUUUUUUUCCUCAGGAUUUUCAAUGGAAAUCAAUUGAUGAGCUGUCAGUUCCUCUCCCUUAUGUUUCGCCGCCACCACCCCUCAAAUUUAAUUUGCUCUUCAAUGCUCCUGUCUGAAAGACCCUGGGUUCACAACAAAAAUUAAAUGAAUAUUAUCACUGGCAUUCCAUCCCGUUCUCUCCUUAAUCACUUACUCUUGACCUAAAAACGGGCUAUUGUGAAACUUUGCUAUGUUCUUAGAGAAAGCCUGUGGAUGUACUGGAAUUAGCCAAGGAAUGCUUUAGACUAAAAAAUGUCAAGAAGUUAGUGUAUCCCCCUAACCUAACUUUAUUAUUUUGAACAGGAGGGGCCAGGAAAUGGUGUUCAGUGGUGACUUCUUCUGAAGUCAGUGUUGAAAUUUUUAGUUACGUAUAUACUAAUUAUUUAAUAAUCUUUUAUGCCAUCAAUGAAACAGCCCUUUUCCUAGUACAGUGGUACCUCGGGUUACAUACGCUUCAGGUUACAUACGCUUCAGGUUACAGACUCCGCUAACCCAGAAAUAGUACCUCGGGUUGAGAACUUUGCUUCAGGAUGAGAACAGAAAUCGUGCUCCGGCAGCGCGGCAGCAGCUGGAGGCCCCAUUAGCUAAAGUGGUGCUUCAGGUUAAGAACAGUUUCAGGUUAAGAACGGACCUCUGGAACGAAUUAAGUACUUAACCCGAGGUACCACUGUACUUGUUUAAAAUAUAGAUAGAGAAAGAUAUGGGAAGGGCCAUAACUCAGUGGUACUUUGCGCCGAAAGACCCCUAUCUUGGGCAGUGUUGACAGUAGUGAGUUAGGCAACUUCCGGUGGCUUACCUAGGCUCAUCCAGGGAAGAUUCAUUCUGAUAGCAUUCACAUGGGUACCCAAGCCCCAAAGUAACCAGAGAUCUGCAAGUAAUGUGUGAAUGUCCAGAGCAUUGCCAUAUUGGCCUCUUCAAAAUUCACUUCGGAAUCUGAGCAUAAGAAGAGAUCUUCUGUAUCAGACCAAAGGCUGAUCUAACUCCAGGAUCCUGUUCUAACAAUAUUGGAAGCCUACAGGCAGGAAAUGACAAGUGUGUUAGCACUUCAUUUGUAUUCCUGAGGCAUGCUGCCUCUGAGACUGGAGAUAAUACAGAGCCAUAACGGCUAGCAGCCAUUAAGAACCUUAACCUUGAUGAAUUUGCCUGAACCCCCUUUAAAGUCAGUCAAUUUGUGGGCUAUUAGUGCAUCAUGGGGUAGCUAAUUCUAUGCUUUUAACUGUGGGCUAUACGAAGGAUCAGGUAUUUUUCUCUGUCCUGAAUCUUCCAGUGUUCAACUUUAUUGGAUGACCUCAUGUUCUAGUAUUAGGGGAAGUGUUGUAGAGCAUCUGCAUUGCACACAGAGGUUCUGCAGAUGAAUUCACAUUAGUAGAUUAAUCUACAUGACCAUUUACUUGCUACUGUGUGAUCCUUUAGGAACUAUCUCAUGGGAAACUCAGUUUUGUGUGAUGUCAGGAAAGAUUGACCAUCAUAGGGGAAAAGCUCUCAGCGCCUAGCGUUGGUUUUGAGUAGUCAUUGAUAUGUGCAAUUGACACAGAAUCCCAUCUACCCUUGACCCAUGAUUGACCUCUGUGACAGUUCCCAACUAGAUCAUUAUAGUUGACCUAAAUUCAAGUUACUAUUCCACAUAAAUGUCAACUUUAGUCAUCAAAUGAAUUCUCACGAUUAUGUUAUGCAAUGGAAGUCAAAGAAAGGUCUGUGCUUUUUGCAAAUCAGCAGGGACAUGAUAAUGAUGAAAAGAUGGCAAAUACUGUGAGUGGAAAUGUUCAUUGGGAGAGUAGAUUCAGUUACUGGCCCAUGGCCUAUGGGGGGCACAGUAGUGUUAAUGUGUCUUCGAAAAUGGAGACAGUUUUAAAUUGGUUUAAUUCCAUGCAGGAAUUAAAUAAUGCAAUAGACUCCAGAAUGUCUUAACAGGGCCCGUUUGAAUACCUAGUUUGUUUAGCAGUUAACAAUGCUUUGUAUACUGGGAACUUGUAUUUUUGGCAUUUGGUAGCUGCUGUAUUUUUAGUCUUCCUGACAGAGCUGCUGUAAAAACCAAGAGUUAGAAUAGAAUUGCCAAGUUCUAGAGCUUAUACUUCUUCUUUAGGGGAUGCAGGAAAGGCUUUUCUUUGAAGCAGGGGUGGGUGGGGAGUGGGCAUUCAAUCCAUUUGUAGCUUGCAGGGCAAAAUUUUAGAUGGAUUAGGUUCCCACUAAAGUUAAUUAGUAGAAGUUGGGUGAAAUGUGAAUGGGUUAAUUGGAGAGCAAACCAAAAGACGAGUGUGAUGUUAAAAAGUGAAAGAAAUAGCUGGAAGGAAAUAAUUCAAUAAAGAACAAAUUCAGAUUUACAAAACUAGUAAGGACAAUCCUUUCCCCAUACUGAUAGUUACCGUAUUCAAGGAGUUGCUCCCUGUUCAAUUUUCAUAACAUAUUUUGGCUACUGAGACAUUUACAUAUGUUAUAGCAAUUCUAUAACAUUCUAUAUGUUAGCAAUUCUGAAAAUGAAAAAUGUGUUAGAGUAGUUUUUCUAUAGUAAUGUGGCAUAUCUAUUUAAAAAGCUCUACAUUUAAAAUGGUGGUGAGCAGAUGAGCAGGUUUAUAGGAUCCAGGGUUUAAACAGGCCUAUUCUGGUGUUUUGUAUAUCUGUUUGUUAUAGUUCUUUUUACAGUACUUUUCAAUAGAACUUCUCUGUGUCGUUUACAUAACAGCCGUUUUAUUUCAACUGUUCUUGAGAACAGGCUGAAAGAGUUCUGACUUUGUCUUGUUGAAAAUCAGAUUACUACUUUACCCAUAAACUAGAAUCAUUUGUUUAUGUUGUAGUCGUUUGGUCAGAUUGUGAAAAGUGCCAUUCUUAUUUCAGGAUGAGCAACGUAAAGGAAUGGCCCUCCAAUUAAUGCAUCUCCAGUGUGGCUUCCAUUGCUAAAUGCAUUGCUUGCUUCCCACUGUAAAUCUCCUUUUUUCUGUUGCAGCUUCUUUCCCUUCUGUUUGAAGACUUGUUCAAAAAAUUCAACUCUGAAUUGAAAAAGAUCGCUGAUCAAGUAAUUCCCAAGCAGAGGGCAGCCCAGUUUGAUGUAGUUAAGCACAUGCGGCAAGAUCAGAUCACCAAUGGCAUGGUGAAUGCCAUCUCCACUGUAAGUGUUUCAUUUGCUGUGGAAGGGGUAGGAGAGCAGUGGGGAAUCUCUGGCCCAUGGACCUGAUUAGGCUGGACAGGGGGUCCUCAUUUGGCCCAUGAGAACAUUUUCCCCAAGCCAUGCAUGAUGUCAGGAGUGGGGCAGGUAAAUACAUGGAUGCAAAGCAUCCUUCAGGAGUGCUUCCAUUUGCCCUUGACAAUCAGGCUUUCAUCUGGCACCUUUUAAAGCUUGUCACCAAAUGCAAGUGCCACUGGGACUGGAUCCCCUUGGUUGCUUCCAAGUGAUGUCUAUCCCUGCCGAAAGUGUGGCUUGAAGUCUUUGCCAACCAGCUGAUUGGUGGUUGCUGCAAACUCCACUUCCUGUUCUUGCACAGUUUGAUUUCAGAAUAGCACAGGCUUGUAUUGUUACUGUUUAUGCAAAUAUUCACCAGGCUUUUCUGCCCUAAAGUCUUGAGGACAGGCGGAAAGCUGAAGCUAUUUUACCACCGCAGUUAAGAAUCAUCCAUGUUUUCAAAUAUGGAUUGAUCUGUUUUCAUAUACUAUUUUACCACUUUUAAAAGUAGUUAAAAUCUCUACUGCAUUUUGACAGACUUGUGUCAUUCUUGACUUUUAGGGGAAUUGGUCACUGAAGAGAUUCAAGAUGGAUCGUCAGGGUGUGACUCAAGUAUUGUCCCGCCUGUCCUAUAUUUCUGCUCUGGGGAUGAUGACAAGGAUAUCUUCUCAGUUUGAAAAGACUAGAAAAGUGAGUGGUCCCCGAUCACUGCAGCCAUCUCAGUGGGGUAUGCUGUGUCCAUCAGACACGCCUGAAGGAGAGGUAAGAACCAUGAACUUGAUUUAUUUUCCUCUAUCACAGUUUGAUAUGCUGAACCAUUAGUUGAACUUGAACAAUUGCACUAGCAGCCAAAAUAGUGGAAACUGUCAGGGAACUGCCAUCAGUGCCGGAGGGAGAGAGCAAAAGCCAGAGGGAUUCCAGAGAGCGUCCAGGGAUCGGGAGAAGCAGCCCAUCUUCUGGGGAAGAGAAUCAGCGUAGCACCAGUGGAGAAGGGGGGCAGAUGGGGGAAGCGGCGAGGCGGUCUCAUGACUCCUUGCCUGGGACCAGCGGGGAGAGUAGGGGUCCUCCGUUGCCCACGCCCUCCUUGCGCAGAAGGCUUUCGCGCAGAGAGAGUAGGAGGAGACUAGGAGUCAAAGAGCUGCUUUGCUGGAAGAAGUUUAAGAAACGCCCACUGACAGAUUCUGCCAGCGAUUGAGUCAGCCACGGGUGAGUCCGGACAGAAAAGGUUCACUUUGGCAACCCACCCAGGUGUUUGCACCCAGCCGGGGAGAUAGACACCUGCUUACGCAUGAGCAACCCCUAGAACCAUUACAGAAACCUUUUGCAAAAUGUGUAUUUCUGAGGUUUGAUUGCUCAUAACACCAGUCUUCUUUAGAAUAAUUCCAUAACAUAAUACUGAAAUAUUGCAUAUCAUUAGAAAGAUUAUUUAAUGCAGAGUAUAAUGCAACAAGCUGUGUUGGAUUAUCUUUAUCCUAUCAAAAGUUAUAGCCAAAUAAAAUCAGUUAUAAACAGAAAACCACAAUAAAGGAUAUUUCAUAACUUCUCACCAUUUCUGUCAGGACUUAGUGUGGAAACCUUUUGCCACAAUUAUAGCCCUAAAAACGGCAUCCCAUGAAGUGAACCGAGGAUUUUAGUUCGUCAGGUGUUAUCAUGUGAAACUAAGAUUAUAUGAUUGCUUCUAUCAAUUGUGCUUUAUUCCUUGGUUGCUUCUGACUAAUAAGUUUCUUUAAUCGGUUCCAGAUUUUCUGUUGGAUUAAGGUCAAGGCAAUUACGUCACUUUCUAAAUGACCAGUCAACUCCUUAAACUCAGUUUGUCAUUGGUCAGUUUUGAGUUAAGGAAAUCCACUUCUUGUUACAUAAGGCAGUUGUGCUGUCUUUUUCUGGUUAUUUGGCUAUAAAUAAAAUAAUUUUAUACGAAUUAACUGUGUGUGUAUUUUUUCAUUAUUAUUUCUUUUCCUUUCAGGCCUGUGGCUUGGUUAAAAACCUAGCACUCAUGACUCACAUUACGACUGAUAUGGAAGAUGGUCCUAUAAUUAAAUUAGCUGGUAACCUGGGAGUAGAAGAUGUAAACCUUUUGUGUGGAGAAGAACUUUCCUAUCCAAAUGUGUUCCUUGUUUUCCUUAAUGGUAUGGCACUUCUGAAAUUUUCUGGGUUGUUUAGCUUAGAAGUAUAGGUGGAAGAUUAAAAUUUUAUUUUGUUUGACAGAAUUUGUAUACCACUUCAUUGAAAAUAAAGCUUCUAUGUGGUUUACAAACGUUAGCACUGCACCUGUCUUGAGUUGUGAAUUCUGAAGUCCUAGAAAAGAGUGGGAUUGAGCAGGACUGGCAGCAAAAUAGGCCACGGUUGGCCCCUUCUGUCUGAAAGGUGGCAGAGUUGUGCAAUAGCAGGUAAUGGAGAUGAGAGUGCUUAACAGAAUUGCUUUAUUGAACAGGCAACAUCCUCGGGGUCAUCCGAGACCAUCAGAAGCUUGUCUACACAUUUCGGCUAAUGCGCAGAGCUGGUUAUAUCAACGAGUUUGUUUCAAUCUCUACAAAUCUUACCGACAGAUGUGUGUAUAUUUCCUCCGAUGGAGGACGAUUGUGCCGGUAAGGAACUUGAAAUACACUUUCCCUGAAUGACUGCAACUGCAGUUUCAUGUUCAUUCAGCUCAUUCUCAGGAACAGGUUUUGUAUAAACUCGCUCGACAAGGUGACUGCUAAACAACCCUUUUUUGUCCAGAAGGUCCAGCAUGAUGGAUGCAUGUUUCAGCAAUAAAAGGCAGCACCAGUGUAUUUGACAUUGGACCAGUUUGGAUGAUUGUUCAAGGCUUUAAGCCAGAAAUGAACUCGCCUCCUCUCAUCACAUGCUAGCUUCAUUUUGAAGAUCUGAGCUUGGAAUUAUAGCAGAGUUCCUCAUUCGGCCCAAACGGGAAAAAUCUAUUUUUAACGGCAGUUGCUAAACCAAUAAAAUAAGCCAGCAUUAACAAAGUUAACCAGCUGACUGAUAUUAAGUCUAGUUCAGACAUAACAGGAAACUCUGGCUUAAUUUUAAGUCAAGAUUUACAACCCUAAGCCAGCAAGUACUGAAAGGAGGAGGACCGCUAAGUCCUAGUGCUCAUUCCCAGCUUUGCAAACCAUGUUUUAUGAAGCCUUGAACAACUGUCUGAACUGGGCCACUGGGUGACUAAUAAGUUUUGUCAGUUUUCUUGUGGCUUUUCUCAACUCCCUUGUAAUCCUUUCGCAGUGGUUCCAAUAUCCACUUCAACAUUUAAAAGUGCUAAUUAGCCUCUGAACUAUUAGCAUGGACUCUUGGAGUAGAAUUCCCAAGUAUAUUGCAGUUAUUUACUGCACACUGCGAGAGCGUCUUGUCCAAACAGAAACAGCCCUUGACGUUUUGAUUGUGCAUGCCAUUCUUUGUAUCAGUGUUUCUGUGUGGUGGUUCUGGUAGAAGCCUUUUAGAAAAAUCAUUCCUGCUUGAAAGCUAUGCUGCCAAAUAGCAAAUAAUUUUUUAUACUUUUGUUCUCCAGCGUGGAGUUGGACUUAGGUAGGUGAUAUCAACAGAAUGUUAUAUUCGCUGAUCAAUAUAUUAUAUAUUAUACCCCUCCUGUUCCCUUGCUAAUGUUUCUUAGUUAUUGCAUUAGCUGCUGUAUUACAUACAGCAGCAUUUGUUUUGGUGUUUAGGUCUCCUGCGUGGUAUAAGGAACUUGACUUGGCUCGUCCUUUUAUAUAUAAGCUUAAUAAAUGGACUUCCAGGGUGGCGCCAUCGGCAAUGGCGGACUCCCUCUGAACCGGAGGGACCAGCUCCGCGCGAAACGGGUCUUUUCCGCUGCGGCGAAGCGGGGACCCUUUUAGAAAUCACAGGCGGAUGAAGCCUCUGACCGUGGGACUCAGCGGGCACCCUUAGCGCCUCCCCAACCCGCAAAGGAACCCACUAACGGGCUCCGAAGCGAAGAGGGGAAGCGGCGCGGUGCUGUGAGUCAAUUGCUUUUUCCGUGGAGCGAAGCCGCAUAGCCGUUGCCGGAGAGCACUGCCUUUUCCUGGGACAAUUUGGCAUCUAAAAUAAUCACCCGUGAGUACUUAAACAUUGAACAAUUGGACUUCAAAUAAGAACUGGCGAUUAGAAAGGAAUUGGACUUAAAAAUUUACCUUAUUUUGGUACUGAAACGGGAAGGUCUAAACAGGAAGUCAGCCUUCCUUUUCCUUGUAGUCAGAAGAAAGCAAAGACAACGUAAACUAGAGCUUAGAAAAUCACUUUCAAAGGAUUGGUUUUCACCAUUUAAAAUCAUUGAACCCCCCUUCGGUAGCAGGAGAAGAAGGGGGAUCUUUUUUUUUUUGGACUGUUUAAAGUAAAGUAACUUUCCACCGUCCUGAUCCUGGAGCAGGGUGUCAGAAUUGACGUUUGAAGCUCAUUGACCAGAGACAAAUGUUUUUGACAGAUAGUUAAAAGAAGAGUAACAUUGUGAUUCCACUGUUUCCUUUCGCAUUUUAAAGGAACAAAUAUUGACAAAAUAUCUUAAAAAAAGAAACUUUGUUGCUAUUGUCCUUAAAAGAAAGAACAACCAGAAGUUUUCCCCCUAGAGGGGGACUGUGAAACUGUAACUAAUUCUAGGAGCUUGCAGCUGCCACAGAUUACAACCGUGGGAAAGGACUUGUGACCUUGUAGGACAAUGUUCUCAGAAGCACUGUUGGGUGCUUUCUGUAAAAUAAAUGCCCUAUUGGACCAGUUAAGCCAGAAGACGGAUUUGAUGACUAAUGCGGCCAGAACAUUUGAACAGGUAGUGAGAAACUAUAUGGAGCCCACCCAGGAACUUAAACAGGAGUGUGCCAUGACAGAACAGUUGAGAGAAGAGGAUGUUGCUGAAUCUUGGGCGCCAGAAAGGGAGGAACUUUUGGCCCUGCAGGAAAAUGAGCCUUUGGAUUUGAUAAAUGAACUUGGAAAAAACCCAGAUUUGGAAAGAUAAAGUUUGGAUUGAUUUGGAAAUGGGGGGUUGGACUGACCCCCCUAUGCAGAGAUGUUUGGACUUUCCGAGUCUGGCAAUGGGCCGUCAGAUGCUUGGAGCUGUGGGGGCUCUCAAUUUUGGAGGGAAUUUGAAACAUGUCUUAAAAUACCACAUGGAGUCUAAUCUGGACUAUGGGAAAGGGGCUGAUUUGUUGAAAAGGGUCAAAAACACUACCAAGCUGGAGUUCCCACGAGUGAAAGGAAAAUAUGAAGAAGAGCUGCGGAAGGGACAUGGAAGAGACUUGAAGGCCUCGGAUAUAAGAUCACCAGGUUAAUGUGCCAGACUAAUGGGAUAAAAAGGACUGACAAACCCGGGACCAGGAGGAAGGGACGCUGGAAGAAGAUUGGAUUGUUCCUAUUUCUUUUUUUCUAUCAUUAGGAAUGUUUUAUAAAAUUGAUGAAUGUUAGAAAAAUGUUGAAAUGAAAUUACUUGGCUCUUGUAAAAAUGUUUAAAGAAUUAGGUAAAAUGUAAUGGUUAUGAGAAGUUGGUAAAAAUAAGAUUUAAGUCUUAAGCUUUAGGUUUUAUAAGAUAAGAUGAAAAUAGAGUAAGGCAAUGUAAUGACAGAAUACUAUGAAUUAUGGAAAGGAUUUGCUGUGACAACUAUUAAUCAAGAUACAAGAAAAGGGAGGAGGAGGAGGUCAUAGAAAGAAGGUAAUGAAAGUGGAGAAUUUGAAAAUGAUGGUUUUAUUUUUAUUUUUUUCUGUUUUGUCUUUUUUUCUUGUAAUUUUUAAAAAAACUCUUUUUUCAAUAAAUAUCAUUUAAAAAUAUAUAUAUAUAAAUAAGCUUAAUAAAUGUUGCGAUACUCAUUGGCAAGCUUAAAUAAUACUAUUCCGUUAGAAGGAACACUGUAUAAGGACUUGGUAUGAUGAACUGAAACCUUCAUCUGAAAUUAAAAUAGUCCCUGAUUAAGGAGAAGAUUGAGAAAAGUGAAAACUGUUUGGAUCUACAGCUGCUGAAGCUCCUGAAGGAUUUAUCAACCAAUAUGCAAGGUGUUGCUUAACUCUCUUCCUUUUCCCUAAUGCAGGCCUUACAUCAUUGUGAAGAAGCAAAAACCUGCAGUUACAGGCAAGCAUAUGGAAGAACUUGCACAAGGUUAUAGGUAAGCAACUGGGCAUGCAACAUGCUUGUUUCCUUGUCUAGGUAUAGCUAUGCAGAAAUUAGAUAAAUCACAUUAGGUGAUCCUGUAGCAAUUAAAAAAGAAGAUGCUUCUAUCAGUUUGGACCAGAGAUGGGGAACCUGUCCCUCCAAAUAUUUUUCAGCUACUGCAUCAUCUCUGACCAUUGGUCAUGCUGGCUAAGGUUGAUGGAACUUGGAGUCCAGUGACAUGCGGAGGGCCACAGGCUUCCCCUCCCUGUGGGGGAGUAGAAAAUGCUGAGCUAGUGAGACCAACGAUCUGACCCUGUAUCAGGCAGCCUCAAACCCCACUUUCAUUUCAUGCUAGUACAGUGGUGCCCCGCAAGACGAAUGCCUCGCAAGACGGAAAACCCGCUAGACGAAGGGGUUUUCCGUUUUCAAUGCGCUUCGCAGGACGAAUUUCCCUAUGGGCUUGCUUCGCAAGACGAAAAUGUCCUGCGAGUCUUGAGCCCCUUUUUCUAAGCCGCUAAGCCUUUAAUAGCCUUUUAGCAGCUAAGCCGCUAAGCCUUUAAUAGCCGCUAAACCGCUAAUAGCGCUAAUCCGCUAAGCCGCUAAUAGGGUUGCUUCGCAAGACGAAAAAACCGCUAGACGAAGACACUCGCGGAACGGAUUAAUUUCGUCUUGCGAGGCACCACUGUAUAUGAGCUGGUUUUCAGAAGAAUUUAGUUCACAGCAGUAGUAACAGUUCAGUUUCUACACAAAUUGGUCAUUCACUUUUUUAAAUAGAUGCGAUAACAGGGGCUUAAUGUGGAAUUUGUAAGUUAUUUUUACACAUUCAUGCUCUGCCUUCAGGAAUUUUGAAGACUUUUUACACGAAAGUCUGGUUGAAUAUUUGGAUGUGAACGAGGAAAAUGACUGCAACAUUGCACUGUAUGAACAUACAAUUACAAAGUAAGUGUUCUGCGUUAAGAAAUUUGUGUGGUAAAGCUGGUAUUGGCAUAGGAAGGAGUUCCUCAUGUUGUGUUGAGUGGCUUACAGGAGUGAGAGAGCAGGGAAUGAUGCAUAUAUAUGCAGAUAUCUGAGAUAAAGUAUGCUAUAUAUUUAUGAAAAAUGCUCCUCAGGGAUAUUUAUGUUGUCUUUCAUUUGUAUACCUGAUGGAACUAGGAAUGCACUCACGGGGUUCCUGAACAAGCCUGUUUCCCCAUUUAGAUCAGUCAUAUUAUAUUGUUGUUAUUUAUUUAAUUUGUUUGCAGCCCUUCGUCCAAAGGUCCCAGGGCGGCAUAUCUCUUUACAUUUUCCCUUGGAGUGGGUGGGGGAUUUCUUGUACACCCUGGAGCUUCCAGCCUGUAAGGCAUCACUAGGUUACUGACUUGUAAAAUGCAAUAGAGGAACGUUUUGUGUGAUUUAGAAUGCAGGGUCACAGUCACACCACGAUGAUACUGUUUUAUCUCAGAGCUACAAUUCCCAGGACACUUGACAAGCUGCUGUCCCCAGGAUUCCCACAACCGCUAAAGUCGUAUACUAGUGCUUCAGAUGUAUGGAGUGGAUGCAGCCCUUAUAUUUGCCAUUCUCUUCUUCGCUGUCUGUGUGACUUUUCCAUUAUUUCCCUGGUUCAUGAAAGCCAUGAAAUACAUAUUUGAGCCUUCUUGUUUGUCAGUACAGGUAAACUUGGUUGUCUAGCAUGAUCUGUUCCGGAAGACCGUUUGACUUCUGAAACGUUUGACAACCAAGGCGCAGCUCCCGAUUGGUUGCAAGAGCUUCUUGCACUCAAGCGGAGGGCGUGUCGGAAACUCAGGUUCUGAGAAACGUUCAAAAACCGGACCAUUUACUUCCAGGUUUUUGGCAUUUGGGAGCCAAAACGUACGAUAACGGAGGCGUUCGGAAACCAAGGUUUGACUGUAUGUGGGCUGCAAGCUUUAAGAAAUAUAGCUACUUACUCAUGAUCUUUUUGUUUCUCUCCCCUUCCUCCCACCUCCGCUUAAAAGAGAGACAACACACCUGGAGAUUGAACCUUUUACUCUUCUUGGCGUGUGUGCCGGCCUCAUUCCUUACCCUCACCAUAACCAGUCUCCAAGAAACACUUACCAGUGUGCUAUGGGGAAGCAAGCUAUGGGUAAGACCUGGGCCUCACAUCUGAGUAGUUGCUUUGUUGUGCAAGCUGUAUAGUAUUAAAUUAUUUUAAAACCAUUGAUGAUAAGCUGAUUUUGCCAUAGUGGAAUGUGAGAUUCAAAUUUGUUUUUAAAGAUGCUUAAAACAGUAUUGCUAGUAUGAAAGUUACUGUACUUGCUUUUUCAGUGUUGCUGGAGAGCUAGCAAGUGUCUUUAUGUCACCUUGCACUGUAGCGUUCUGUGCUCUGUAUAUUUUUCUAAAAUAAAAAUAAAAACACACAAAGACUGACAGAGAACAUGGAGAUUUCCUGUCAAUCACUAAUGUGUGUAACCUUUCAGUAUUAAUUGCUAGUUCUUUAACAAGAUCUAGAUAUGGAAAUGUAGUUACAAUGAAUUUUCCUUUUCUAGGAAAAGCUGGAAUGCACUCGUUAUCAGUGGCUUCUUAAUGUGGUAACAUAUAACACGAGCGUUGCAAUCUUAAGCACAUUUACAGAUUUGAGUUCAGUGGAUGAUACCUUUGAGCAAACACACAUAAUACCAAACUACAACUGUGGAAAAGCAGCAGAUUCUCAUAUAUGCUAAAUUUCAAAUAGUAAUGCAUUGCUAUCCUAUUUCACAAAUGUUUUGCCAUCUUUUGCUCUCUGGCUAAACUUUCCCCCAUUAGUUAUUUAUUACAAGUACAUAUAAAGUAGUGUAUAAGGUUCACAAAAACAAACAAACCCACCUGCCAGUAGUUCAUAUUAGAGUGUGCUAGUCAUGCAGUUCAUAUGUCAAUGCAGGAAUACAAGAUGGCCUUCCAAAAAAGAUAUUUUGUCUCAAUCUAGCAAUCACUAUUAUUUCGUUAAAUGAGCAUGGCAAUUCCAGGGGUGCAAAUCCACCUCCCCAGUCUGUAGAACCUGUGGACACAAAACUCGCUCUUUCCAUUAAAAUGAAUGGGGCAAUGCAUGGGUGCAUUGUGUGCAUGUUGACCCUUGUGUCAUAUGUUUGCUCAUUUAUGAUAACACACAAACACACACACACACAAACUUUCAAGCCUUCAUUAAAAUAAACUUAGCACUUCCUGGGCUUACCAAUUGGCAUUGUAUCAUAUAGCUUUAAACUGGGUCAUUUACCCCCCCCCCCCCCCGGAAAAAAAAAUAUUUGUGACUAAAUCUCUCCCAUCCCAUCCCCACUCUUGGACACUGUCCUUGAAAAAUUUAUCUGGAGCAGUUUCACCUGCAAGCAGUGCCAGAGAGUUGUGUUCUUACUAUCCCCUGUUCAGUUAUUGAGACUUACUCUUGAAAAGUUAACACCAAGUUGUGUUUAAAAUAUUUACUAUUAAUACUUUACUAUUAUGUAUGUGUCAUUUCUGGAAAUCACAUUUCCCUGAAUAAAUUCUAAAACUGAAUCAUGUUCCUUCUCUGUCACUUUCUGGCAGAAAUAAAAAGUUGGAGGGAAAAACAUAUAUAUAUGCGUACUUUUUAUUUUAUUUUUGUCUCUCUUUUUUACUGUGAUUCCCCCCCCCCCGCCCGCCCCGGGGACUCUAUUUUAGGACUAUUAGCCUCAGAAGGUUUGGUUAGUUACCACACACAGUUAAGCAGGAUCAGUGUGUACAGAAAGCCAAUUCAGUAUCUGUAGAGUUCUUUUGUAGUUUUCUGUGUGAAGGUCUUUUUUUCUCGUUUUGUUUUCAGUGUCAUUUGCAAUUCAUUGUCUGUGUUUUCUGAGGUUGGUGUAUUCAGCUGCUUUGACCCUGGGUCUUGCACAUUUAGCUCCUUGGAUACAAUCCUCUGACGUUACUGCUGACGCCGGGAACACAAAAGCUGCUGAAUAUCUUUAGUAAUAUUUUUUUCUAAGGCUUUGUUUCUGUCUGCUAUUGCAAAGCACCUGACUCUGAAGAAAGAGCAGGGAGACAAAACUGCAUUUCUAAAGUUGGCAUAUUACAGAUUUGUUUAAAUUGAGUUUUUACAUUGUGUGCGGAACGUUUGCGAAAAACCUAUGGAAUCUCCUCCCUCCCACCAGGGAAAAAAGCACCCUAUGUGGUCAUAGUUGCAAUUCUCUCCCAGUCCUCCUAGAUUUGCUAGGAUAUUUGCUAAGUAAUAUCAGCACUGAGGAAAUUUUGUGCUGAGUCUCAUAAACUGACUGUUUUGAGUCUGUCUGCGGUGAUUCAUCGCAUCAGAUACGUUUGCCCUUUAAAAAAAAUCACCCCAGCCCUUUCUAUAGUCGUCUUUGCCCACCCCCUGCUGCCACUAACUGUCUUUGUAUUGUCCUGGAGGAGAUCCAUGUUCAAGUCCAUUUAGUCACUUCCUGGGCUGUCAAGAGCUUGGGAUUAUUGAGAUAGCAUUUUAGCUUCCUGCUGAGAAGAAAGGACCCAUUGCUCAGCCUUGCCCCAUUCUGAUCACUGAAAUGCUUUCAUUGCUUGCAAAAAUUGCAUCCUUGGGCUUAGCAGUCAUUCAAGUGAGGGAAAUGGGUGUGUCCCAUAAUAUGCAGGUGCUGUAGAUGUAUUUUGGAAAGUAUGGUGGGCAUACUCAAUAGCGAAAAAUAUGGUUUUAGGUUAUAGGCUUGGGUGAGCUGUUGCAAGACUAUUUAAGCAUUUUACUUAUAAUGCUUAUAUCCUGGUUUUCCUUCAAGAAGCUUAGAAUGCAGCUGAUCUGAGGCUCCCAGGUGGUGUUGCGUCCAGGCACUGAGCCGGGUGACACCUAGCUAGGCUUCAACAAUGUAAUAGUAUCAUAUUCCUCCAAGCAGUCUCUGGAUGAAUGAUGACAGGGACUCUUGAGUAGCUUCUAUAUGUGCAGCAGAACUUUAGAGGUUGUGGAGAAGCUGCUCCAAAUUCUGGAGGAUCUUCAAGUCUCUUGUCUCAUGCGGUGUGCGUUGUUUCAGUAGAAUAGAAUUGGAGGGAGCUUUAGUGCACAUUUGGAAAUGCUUGGAUGUGCAAGGCUAUUGGAUCCCAGCUAUAAUGUUAAAAGGAACUCAAAGAGAUAAAUUAUCCAUCUAAAUAAUACAUUCAGUAGCAGCAGCAGGAGGAGUAUAUAUUUAUUUAUAUCCCAUCUUUUCCCCAGUCCAGGGCUAAAGGUAGCUUACACAGAUAAGAUGUCAUAGCAAACUGUGGUUUGUUGUUACAAGAACAUGCUGAAGCCAGUGUUUGGAACUCACACGCCACCCUCCCCUUCCUCUCUGCUUUCCCGCACAAAGAGAGGAAAUGUUAACCUGCCAUUUAUGGUUUGUAACAAACUGCUGUUUCCUAUUUUGUCUUAUUACAGAAAACUAAUUUGCGCAAACCAUAGUUUAGCAAAGCAGGAUAUCAGAUGAGAAUUGUUAACUAUGGUUUACACAAAUCAGUGUUUCUUGAAUUGUGUUAAAAACACAAAACUGAUACUUUAGCAUUCUUUCUUCUGUUUAUGGAGGAGUAGGAAGAAUACAUACUUCCAAAAGCUCAAAUGGAAUAGGUACCUAGACUAGUUAACUAGCAUAUUAGCUUCCCAUGCAGCUGUCAAAUAUGUUCAUAUUUAAGAAAGAUACAUGUUGCUAUUUAAAAUAUUGGUGAUGAAUUGUUUUGCUUAUUAAAAAUAUAUGAGGGUUAGAUCCAAACUUGGUCAUGCUUAGAAUAAGCCUAUUGAAAUCAAUGGGAAUGUGUCUGGAUCCAGCUCUCUGUGCUUUGUUCAGUAGUAAAGUUCCAAACAUACAGGAAAGAUUGGCCUUUUCAGGGAGUGAUGUUCAUACACUGAUUGCUAUCUAAAGGUUUUAUGGAACCUCAGGAAUGCACUCACCAUUCAUGUCUCUGAAAAGGGAAACUUUUACAGGCACAGCUCUGGAUUGCAGCCAUUAUGCCUUGCCCCAUGGCUAAUCCACCGAAGAAGCUGUUGUAUUUCUAACUAGGUUGCUGCAAGCCCAGUUCUUGAUAGAGAAAUAGACUUUAUAGUGGCUUUUGCACCCUAGCUGUAGGGUAGGUAACACAAGAACUGACAGGUGAUAUCUUGAGGUAAAUAAAUGUUGCCAAAAGUGGGCUGGUGAGAUCAGACCUUUGGCGAUACAGCCAUGUUGUCCAAGCAUUUCUUGAUUUAGGUUUAGGUUUUUAUGACGUUACUGUUUUAAAAAGAGAGAAGAGGGAGAAAGAAAAGUCACGUAUCAUAAAAUUUCAUUUGGUUAGUGAGAUUGAAAGAAACACUGAGGCAAUGGUGAACCCAGGGUGGUUGGGGUUUUUUUUAAUAUAAAGUUGUUUAGAUGGAUAGUUUUGUUAUACAUUUGCUUAUUGGCUCUAUGACUAUGAGUUUUAUUCAACUAAGUUCUACUCAGCAUAGAUCCAUUAGGGUCUGAAUUAGACCCACUGUCUCCAAUACUAGUCAUUCUUGAAGUGGGCCCAAACUGAUAUUAAUGAACAUGACUAAUUUAAGUCCAUUAAUGCCCAUGGGUCUACAAACAUGAACUACAGUCCUUUUUAAACCGUGUAUAUAUAUUGCUGUUUAUUUGAUAUGUGUGCCACUUUGGUACAUUCUUCUAUAAAUGCUGCAUACAUAGACAGAGGAGGAGGACAGAUGAGACUUAGCUGAAGGUAGAUUGAAGAAGUGCUAUAUGGAGCACUCUUUAGAGUCUCCUAUUUGAAAGCAGUAUCAGACAAAUUAUAGAGCCUGGGUACUUGCAGCUUUUUCUGAUGACUUUUCCAUACCACUUACUAGUAGUUGGUAUUGUAAAAAACAGCGUUUUCAAGAAUCAUCCAAGCUAUUUUGCUCAUGAUAAUUGCCCAGCACAACUUGGGUCCAAGCUAUCUGAAAGACUGUAUUCCCUCAUACGAGCCCAUCUGGGUUUUGAGAUCUUCAGGGGAGGCCUACCUCUUGGUCCCACCACCCUCACAAGAACGCUUGGUGGGGAUGCAGGACAGAGCCUUCUUAGUGGCGACUCCCAGACUCUGGAACUUCCUCCCUGGAGAAGCUAGAUUGGCUCCCUCCUUUCUCUUCCAUUGGCAGUCGAAGCCCUUGUUCCAACAGGCUUUGGGGAAACUGUCUGCUUUUUGUGAAAGGGCUGGUACUGUGCUGUUUUUAUUGCAUUUAUUUGUAUGUUUUAAACAUAUGUUCUGUAUGUUUAUAGUUUUAAUUCUAUCAGUGUUUGCUUUUACUAUUGUUUGCUUUUAUUAUUGUUUUUUCAAUGUUUUUAGCAAUUCUUGUUUUUAUUUGUAGGCUACCUUGAGUCCUUACAGCAAAAAAGUCAGUGUAUAAAUGAAAUAAUAAUAAUAAUAAUAAUAUCUUUUUUAAAUUGCAGGUACCAUUGGAUAUAAUCAGAGAAACAGAAUAGAUACUCUUAUGUAUCUGUUGGCGUAUCCCCAAAGACCAAUGGUUAAAACAAAAACCAUAGAACUCAUAGAUUUUGAGAAAUUGCCGGCUGGACAGAAUGCUACAGUUGCUGUGAUGAGUUACAGUGGUUAUGACAUUGAAGAUGCUCUUGUGUUAAACAAAGCUUCUUUAGACAGAGGUAAGAAGGACCUCAUAAUGCUCUGCCAUUAUCAGUGGAUUGAGAGCUAUGUUUCUUUCUUCAGCUCAAUUCAUUCAACCAUGGUAAAUAAAUUUAACUGCAGUUCAGUGGAGAGGGUAGUCAUCGUGGUAUCCUUCAGCCAUUUUGCUGAACUACAAAUCCCAUCAUCUCUGACUAUUGGCCAUGGUGUCUGAGGCUGAUGGGGGCUGGAGUCCAAAAAGUACUGGAGGGCAGAACAUUGGCUACCCCAGAUAUAGGGUAAUAUUUCACUUAACAAGCCAUGGUUUGGGACCUGUCAUGUGUUUUUAAACCUGUGGUUUGUAAAAGCUAUGGUUUGGUGUGAUUCCUGAACUAGAAAAUUGUAGUUAUGGCCAUUGCUCUGAUUUCAGAAGCGCCUGCAAGAUAAAACUGGGAAUGCUGAGCUGAUUAAAAACAAAAGCAAGCAGGCACCUCUGAACCCAAUUGGCCUGUACAUUUGCAGCCUAAAUUAUGGUUUUGGGCUAAGCUAUUACCAUAGUUUGACUUCUUCCCAUAACAAUAAACCAUCGUUUAGCAUUACACCUAAUUGCAGCCACUGUGUUACAGCAAACAAAAUAGGAAAAGGCAGUAUAAAAUUGCUUUGCAAACCUCUAUACUUAAUCCUGAACCAGAGUACUUUUUGAAAAGGAAGCAAGCUCUCUAAACCAAUGCUUUUUAAUGCGUACAAUUGCAGUGUCAUAUAUCCUUUAGCAGAGCUGGCAUCUGACCAAAAGGAACGUACUAAAUUUUGCCGGAGGUUGGUGUGUGUGUGUGUGAAUGUAUCCUGCUGUCUUCACUUUGAUGAAGCUUGUCUGGAUGAUCUGGUUUUAGUGUUGUGCUAACAAUCAUUUUCAAAGUGCCAUCUCCCUUGAGAAAUGCCUAACAUUUAUUUUGCGUAGCCACAAAACUUUCCUGCCAGCUUGUGCUGAUACAUCCUAGCACACUUUCCCCAGCCUUUGCACCCCUCCUUGCUAGUUGCCAGGCAGCCAUACUUGUAUUCCUAGACAUGUAUCUUUGGCAUUAAUGUCUGCACACUUAAUUUAUUCUUUUUUUCUAAAACAAUGGCAGACAUGAUUUAAAGCAGAAUGUUUUCCUUCUUGCAGACUGCUAACAUUGGGGGGAAAUCAAAGACUGUUCAGAAUUACUUCGUAUCACUGAAUAAUGUAGAUACGUCAAGCAUAACUUACAGCUAUUUUUGGGUUUUCAAUCCAAAGUUUAUUCAGAGGCAUUCUACUUGUGUUUAGAAAUAUGUAUGCGUUUUAGUCAGUUAAGGCUAAGGAAGGAAACUCAGUGCAUUUGUAUGUUUAGCUCUAACUUUUAGUUCUUACAAGCAAAAGUUAUCAGUAUCAUUGACUGAUAUUUUUAGAAGGGCAAACUACAGGCGAUACUUCUUUUAAAAAAUACUUUGAGGCCUUUAUUAAAACUAUGGAAAGUUUCUGGCCACUUUGAACUCACAGUUUUAACAAGAGUAGCCAUAUUAGCAAUCUCUGACUAACAAUUUUAUUGCGUCAUAAGGUUUCAUUCACCAGGGCCCAUCGCAUUUUCAUAGUACUUGUUAGAGACGGUUUUAAUUGUUUUACAGUGUUUUAACUGUGUUAUUUUCUUUUAUUUUUAAUUGUGUUGUUUUAUCUUUGCUGUCCUUGGAUUUUCAUGGAGAAAGAGGAGGAUAUAAAUUUAAUAAAUAAAUAAAUGCCAGCUUUUGUAGCCUGCAGAGGUCCAUGCCAAAAUUAGUGCAGCCUGAUCCUAUACUUUCAAUUACACAUAGGAUCUAGAUAUGUGAAAGCUUGGAGGGGGGGACCAGAAAAAUUGCGCAGGAGACCUACUUCCCACGCCAAUUUUUUCCAUAUAUAUUUUUUCAGGCCUUCUCUAGCAGGAUCACAGCCCUACAUUUUUAAAGGUGUCCAGGAAAUAUAUUUUUAGUUGCAUUAUCUUAUAAAUCAGUGCUACUCAAAGUGGUGGUCCACGGACCAGUGCCAGUUCACAAGCCACUGGCUGCCAAACCCCAGUGACUCCACCACAGCCCAGGUUGGGUGGGAUGCUUCAGGGACUAAAUAGGGUACCAGGCCCUGGUACCUUGGGAUGGGAAUUGCCGGUCUACCACAUCAGAUAGCUUGAGAAGCACUGUUAUAAGUAACUUUUCAGAGGGCUCAUUUCUGUACUGUAGAGGUAGAUUGUGAACUUGCAACGUAAUAGUCACUUAACUAUCUAACUCUCAUGGUAGGAAUUUUGAUCAACUUGUUUGCUUUCUCUGAGGUUUUGGAAGGUGUCUCGUGUACAAGAAUGCCAAGUGUACUCUGAAGCGUUACACAAAUCAGACAUUUGACAAGGUGAUGGGACCCAUGCUGGAUGCAGCUACACACAAGCCAAUCUGGCGCCAUGAAAUUCUAGAUGCUGAUGGUAUUUGCUCUCCAGGUAUAAAGUGAUGUUUUGUGUAUUUUAAGAAACUAUCAUUUUGCGCAAGUGUGCUAGGUACAAUACAGAACACGGCAGCCCCAUGCCCUGUGGCAUUCCAUCAAAGUAACAGAGUAAAUGUGAAGGGCUGAGGGAUUAAUAAUAGUGGGGAAGCAUUCAGUGUAACAGAGAGCAGAUGAAAUUAUAAUGCAUGCUUUGUCAAAGUUGAGUUUUAAGAUGGAGUAUAGCUAAACAAAGUGAAAACUUUGUGCCAGGCAAAUAAGUUCUUGUUUGCCCUGGUAUUUGGUUCUUAAUUGGUGGGGUUGGCCCACCUAUGAGGCAAGGUGAGGUGACUGCCUCAGGCGGUUGGAGUCACAGGGGCAGAUCCUGAUGACAAUCUUUCUCCCCUCCCCGCCACCCUUGUUCCUGAUGUAGAUCUUCCUUCACCCCGUCUUCCCUGAUGGGGGAGGGGGCCCCAUUUUGGGGUCUGCCUCAGGUGCCAAAAUGUUUUGGGCCAGCCCUAUUAAUUGGGAUCAGAUGAUAUGAUGAAACCUUAGCCUGUAUUGGUGUUCAUCUUUUAGUAUGAUGGAGGAGGCACUGUCAUUAAAAUGAUCACUUUUAGUAAAUAAUACUAUGUGUUCAUCCUUUAGUGGGACGGAACAUGAUUGUCCUUUUGUAACAUUGCAGGAUGAGCACUUUUAGUCAUUGAUGGGGGUUUAAUGUUAUUUAAAAUUUUGUAUUUGACGUUCUUUUACAACUCUAUGUCUUUUUGAGACAUUUUAUGUAAUAUUAACAGAUAAGUGCAAAAAAUAAUAAUAAUAAGCUUAUUGGUGGCUUUUUAAAACUGUCCACUUAGAAUAAUAAGACUCAGUAGUCUGUUCACUGCCAAUUUUUUCUUUACUUGAAAACUUUUUUAAAUACAGUGGUGCCUCGGGUUACAUACGCUUCAGGUUACAUACGCUUCAGGUUACAGAAUCUGCUAACUCAGAAAUAUUACGUGGAUUAAGGACUUUGCUUCAGAAUGAGAACAGAAAUCGCGCUGCGGCGGCAGGAGGCCCCAUUAGCUAAAGUGGUGCUUCAGGUUAAGAACAGUUUCAGGCUAAGAACGGACCUCCGGAACGAAUUAAGUACAUAACCAGAGGUACCACUGUACUUCAUAAUUUUGAUCAACUUGAUGCAUUAAAAAAGCACAACCUGUUUUCUUCUUCCUACAUCCUUACAGGUGAAAAGGUAGAAAACAAGCAGGUGCUUGUGAACAAGUCAAUGCCAACUGUGACCCAGACGCCUCUGGAAGGCAGCAGCAUCCCGCAGCAACCACAAUAUAAAGAUGUGCCCGUAACGUAUGUCACACCAUCAUACUUUAUUUCUAAAAGCCAGAGGGGGAAAUGAAGAGUGGAUAGUUCAUGCUUAGUUCUGGAAAAGUGGGAAAUAAGGCUGAGCAGCAGAAGGCAGGGAGACCAGGUCAGGAACUUCAUUGGAUCACAGACAGUGAACUUAGUUUUCCAGGUUGUGCAGUGCAGAAUAACUGUAGGCUAAAGUACACAUUCCAUUAAUCAUGCUGUUAAAGUGCUUAAGCUGGCCACUUUUAUUCUGAAAGAAAACUAGCUCCAUUCUGGAACAUGCUGUAUACCUCAAAUAUAUAGAAUCACAGAAUUGUAGAGUUGUAUAUUAUUUGAAGAGAACAUCCAAAACUCAUGUAACAAUAAAUGCAGAAGCUGUUCAGGUAAAUGUCAUUUCUAUUAUAAUUUUCACUUAUCGUGGAAGGGCUGGGCUGCAACUUACUCUUUAUUUAAUGUUCUUUUUUAAUAUUCAAGCACAGUGGUAUCAUUUUUAAAUCAGGGACAGAAAGGUGUCUGUCAUUCCUUUCCUUAUAAUUUAAUUCCAAAUGCGUUUUAGCAGUAGUUUUAGUAUAAAAAAGUACAUUUGCUGUCUGAGCUUAAAACUUGCAACCUGAUGUCCCACAAACAAUAUGGCUUUAUUUCUGAGAAAUGAAAUAUGUGUUUUCUCUCCUAAUCGUUAGUUACAAAGGUGCAACUGAUUCAUACAUUGAAAAAGUCAUGAUAUCUUCAAAUGCUGAGGAUGCAUUUUUGAUCAAAAUAUUGCUGAGGCAAACGAGGCGGCCAGAAAUUGGAGACAAAUUUAGCAGUCGCCAUGGGCAAAAAGGUAUAUACAUUGUUAUGUUUAAUUUUUUUAAUUUGCUGUCCUUGAAAUAAUGCAAUAUGCAUUGCUUAUUUUGUAGCAUAUGGGGGUAUCUGCAUAAAAUUGGUAUAUACAUAUACCGUAUUUUUCGCCCUAUAGGACGCACUUUUUCCCCUCCAAAAAUGAAGGGGAAAUGUGUGUGCGUCCUAUGGGGCGAAUGCAGGCUUUCGCUGAAGCCUGGAGAACGAGAGGGUCGGUGUGCACCGACCCUCUCGCUCUCCAGGCUUCAGGAGAGCCCCACGGCCAGCCCCACAAGCUCGGGGGACAGCGGGGAGGUGCAGCGCGCCAUCCCGCUGUCUCACGACCUGGUUUGGAGGCUGGGGGCGGGCUUCCCCCUCCCCCAGCCGCGCAAGCUGCCAGAGCGAUGCCGAAGCUGCGCGCAGCUUCCGCAUCGCUCUGGGACCCGUUCUGGGGGAGGGGGAAGCACCGGCUUCCCCCUCCCUCAGCCCCGCAAGCUGCCAGAGCUGCCUGUUCUGGGGGCUGGGGUUGGCGGAAGCUCGGGCUUCCCCCGCCCCAGCCCCGCGCCUGGGGGGGGGGAUAAAUUUUUUCCCCUUUAUUCCCCCCCCCCCCAAAAUCUAGGUGCGUCUUAUGGGCCGGUGCGUCCUAUAGGGCGAAAAAUACGGUAUGCUGCUCUCAGCUAUUCAUAAGUACAUAUGCUCAUGUUACUAAAAAUGUGUCAGUGGAUGCAAAUGACUGGGAGCCUAAUACUGUAAAAUAUAGAAUAUAACAAUGCUAACAAAGAAUGGAAAUUGCUCUGUUUUGAAAUAACAAUUCUGCACACAAUUGGCCAAAAUAUUCCAAUCUCUUUGUCUUUGUGCAUGUACGUGUGUGUGUGUGUGUGUGUGUGUGUGAAUGCAUAUACAGUGGUACCUCGGGUUAAGUACUUAAUUUAUUCCUGAGGUCUGUACUUAACCUGAAACUGUACUUAACCUGAAGCACCACUUUAGCUAAUGGGGCCUCCUGCUGUCCCGCGCCGCCGGAGCACGAUUUCUGUUCUUAUCCUGAAGCAAAGUUCUUAACCUGAAGCACUAUUUCUGGGUUAGCAGAGUCUGUAACCUGAAGCGUAUGUAACCUGAAGCGUAUGUAACCCGAGGAACCACUGUAUCCAAGUGGAGAUGGAAUUGCAAUCUUACUUAUCACUGAUCUGUUGAAACUUUAAAAGGGUUACUGGAUUUUAAAGAACAACAGAGCUGAGUGCAACCACCAUUGUGCUUCCUUUUGGUUUACUUUAUGGGUGCGUGGCAAGCAGCAGUAGCAGGAGAUUGAAAUAAAGCAAUUGACUGUCCCUUCAUGAUGUUCACGAUGCUUCUAGCCAGCUCUGCCUAUGAGGAUUAGGAGUGUUUCAGCACUUCCAAUCUGCUGUCCAGACCUUAGGUGGUAUUUCAUCCCACUCUGGUCACUGCAGGGCCACUUGGCUAAAAGAUGGUACAACAUGCAGAGUUCAUUUGCAGUGACGGACUGAUGCUAACUGAAUUUAGGCCCCUUACUUAUAAUUCUCAAUUGUGUAAAACUCACUAUAUCUUUUAACUUUUUAUUAAAGAAUAUUUAGCUGAUGAAAAACCUGCCUUACAACAGCUUGGGCAAUUGAAUAAAUUCUAAUAUUGCCAAGACCUUGAUGGGGUUGCCUUUUGGAGCAUGCCUGGAAUUUUUAUAAGCAGAAGCUACCAGCUAUCUUUUUUGAAAGAUAAUGCAUCUUUAAUGCUGCGGAGCUCAGUGGGUGUCCUUGGACCAGUCACCAUCUUUCUGCCUAACCUACCUCACAGAGCGAUUGUGACAAUAACAUCUUGGAAGGCAGUGACCAGUAUCAUGUGAGUCAGCUUUAGCUUCGGGAAGGAAUGGCAGGUUGUAAAUGAAACAAACAAACAAACAAACAAACAAACGAUAAAUUAAAAAAAAUCAAGUUAGGAAUAUUGUCACAUAAGCGCCUCAUUUGCUUUCUGUUAUCAGGCAUCAAUCAAAGUGUGAAAAUGAGGUUGUUACCUAUAAACAAACCACUUGCUCAGAUGCAUUGCUGAUAAGGCCUCAGUUUCUACGUCUUCCCUUAGCAACUCUGCAGCAAAAUUAAGGUAGCAGACCUGCUUUUCAGAGAAUCUAGGGGGAAACCAAUAGGAAUCCCCCAGGUGAAGUUUCUUGAUAAGGACAUCUCCUGCGUAAAGCAUUCAGACUUGUUAAUUUCCCCAAGUGCUCUACAAAAUAUAUGCAUUGUUUUCAGUGCACUUGGAAUGGUAUGCUUGACUGCUUUGCAUACCGUGCCUAAUUAUGUUAAUCAUAGAAAAACGUGAAGCUGGAGCUUGCUAGAUGCCUGACCACUUUCCAAGCCGCAGUUCUGCUGUUGGAAACAACUCCCAACAAAUGCCCGUCAAGCCUUUCUUCUUCAAAUGUUUCAGUGCAGGAGAUGCCAUAGCAUACCUUGGAACUUUAGACCAUUGCUUAGUCUGCAUGACUGUUCCCCUGAACCCACCCCAUAAUGUCUAACCUAAAAAAUAUAACUUCUUACAAGAGAAGGGUACAGUUGUCCUUAGCAGAUAGGUUCAGUAUUGGUUCCUCUUUGUUUUAUGAGACCCUUUUGAAAAUAUACCACUCGCAAUCUUCUCUUGCUCUGUGCAGCAUGAGACAAUAUUGAGUACAUUCAGAGCCUCAGUCAGUGCCCCCUGGGAGCUGAGUGUAUCCUGCGAGGUGCCCCAGAAUCUUCUGCAGCACCCACAUUUCUGCAGUUGACAAAACAGAGUGGAAAUUGUAUUUACUGAAAGGAGGAAGCUGGGGGAAAUACUGCUCCAAAGUCAUUAAAAAAAAUGUUGCUUCAAUAAUAUUUCAGAAUUCUGUAUCUUCUGAAAGUUGUGGAUAAGCAGAUGUAAAACCACACUCUAUUCAGUAAUGAUGCACUUUGUUGGUGCUUCUCAUUUUUACCCUUCUGUAAAGGGUGCAGUUUAGGGGAUACUUGAAAUUUUGCAAGGAACAUCCUUGCAUUCUUUUGGAGUGCCAAACAGAGAAACCUAAACCCAUUUGAGAUAAUAUUCCAGUUGUUAUAUCAGUAGCUUGACUUCCACCAGAUAUCUUUUGAUUGAGCUCAAACAAAAGGAAUGAUUUAGCAGCCAUGCUUCUUUUUUUUCAAAUUCACAAAAACUGAAAUCAGUUCUUGAUUCCACAGAGGGCUGGGAGAACACAAAAGUUCUGACUUCUAUAUUCACCAGAUCAUUAUAUUUCCAGAUUUCCUCUUGCUUCUGUAAAAGUCCCAGUGAAGGGGGAAAGUUAGGCUCCUUUGAUGUGAAAAAAGCAAUAUAUCACUUCUCUGAAAGAAGGUUUUGCAGUCUCUCAUGUGAAAAAGGAUUAACACCUCCAACAAUGGUCUUGCAGAUCACAGAGCUAAGCAGCAAUGCUGAGCAGUAUUCCUGAAGUGGAAGAACUGUAUUUAAGGAAGGAGGAUUGAAAUGGCAAACAGAAGCUGUUUUAAUAGCUAAAGAUCCCAGAUAAAGGCUUAAACAUUUCUUGAAGUAUUUGCACUAAAAUGCCUCUAAAGACAAGGAAAUGACUUCAAAUUCAUAAAUGCUAUCUUUAGGAAAACAAAGUUCUGUGGCCCUUAGCAUUGAGAUAGUGCGUGUUCACUGUAGUGCAGAAUAAAGAUACAUUAUUCACAAUAUCCAGUACCUCUUAUAGCCUUUUUCUUCUCUGGUAUUAUUUAAUUAGUGUACACUAUUAAAAGCACAUGUCUGACAAACUCAAACCCAGGAUGGUAGACAUAUUCCUUUAAAAAUAUAUGGUGGCCUGAGGACCACAUGAAGUAUCUUUCUUAGUCUAUUUUUGUCCUGCUUUUCAGCCAGCAGGCUUCCAAAGCAGCUUACAUCAGCCAAUCCAAUUAACUGAGGAAUCCUAUGUAUGUCUGCUCAGAAGUAAGCCCUAGUGAAUUCAAUGGGACUUAUUUCUAGGGACGCAUGUAUAGGAUUGCAGCCUAAAAGUGCAAUAAAACUGCAAUUAAAAUGCUAUUAAAGGCAGAACUCAAGUUAAUCCAUUGGAAGAAAAUACAUAAUUCCAGUAGAAAGAAUUAAAAUCAUACAUGAAGCUCCAGUGAAGAGGCCUUGGACCGCUUUGGGGGGGAAAACCCCAACAAUGAGUUAAUUGGGUAAAUAUACAGAAGGAAGUUUUGAGGGCUGGGGGUGGGUGGGCAGGAAGCAUUGCUCAUAGUUUCUAAGCAUAAGUGAAUUCAUUGUUUUUCUUUUUCUAUUCUUGUCACUUUUGCCACACACAAGCGUCUUGUAUAACUCCAUGCAGUUUUGGAGCUUUAAGAUUCCUUGUGAAAAUGGGAGUCAAUCCAUUAAGUACUAAAUAAUCUGGAGUAGUAGCAAUAUAUUUUAGACCCGGGUAGCCCACAUGGUCCCAUCCAGAUGUUGGGCUUCCACUCAUUAGCCCUGCCCAGCAGUCGGAGUGAUGGGAGUUGCAGUGCGACAACUAGGGAGCACCAUGUGGAUUAGCUCUGCUUGAAGAGAAACGGCCAUUGAUGCCUUAGUGGAACUCAGAGUUGGGGGACAGGUUGUUUUAACCAUAACAUCUGGUUCCAUCUUGUUGGAUCUCUUAACCAGCUGGGGGGCCAAACUUGGCCCUCCAGCUGUUUUGGGACCACAACUCCCAUCAUCCCUAGCUAACAGGACCAGCGGCCAGGGAUGAUGGGAGUUGUAGUCCCAAAACAGCUGGAGGGUCAAGUUUGGCCACCACUGUCUUAACCCAUCUCAUCCCUUGGAUCACAGCACUGAAAGCAUUACAAAAUUGUAUUGAAUUAAAACGAAGCACAGAAUUAUCCCCCCUCCCCCCCCUUUCCACUUGAAGCAUGUCCAUACAAGACUCCCAACUUUCGUAACUUUUUUUUUUUUAACCACUGCUUAACUUGCUGUUCUGAGUGUCAAGUAAGCAUUUUAACUCAAAUAACAAACAGGUAACCUUCUGACCCUUUUCAGUAAAUCUCCCCCCCCCCCCAUUUUCCCCCUCUCCUCCCUUCUCCCAAAUUACGGUAGUUUAGCAUUUUAUGGCACAGAAUAAAAAUCUCCCAAUUCUGUUUCCAAAUAGUAUAUAUCCUAAACACAUUUUUCUGAAGCUCUCGAGUCAUUCAGCUAUGUGUAUUUUGUAAAGUUCCUAUGGUUAUUGUUUUACAAUAGCUGCUUCCAGGAGCAUUGUAGGGGUUUCAGUUAAUCAGCUCUUUGUGUGCUUCAGACUAUGCAAAUUUAUCACACCAGACCAUUCAGCAGCUCAUGGGAAACCAGUGUACAAGCUGCAUUGUCUUCUAGCACCUCCUCUAAUUUAAAAUGGUUUUAAUAAAGAAGCUAAUCAAGUUUGCUUAUGUAUUAUUUAUCUGUCAAUUUUAAUUCUGGCCAUCUCGAUGUCAUAUGAGAAGUACUAAGUGAUAGAAUAGAUCCACAAAUGAUUCAGCAACGGAACAAAACUAAAAUUAAUUGGUGCUGCUUUGCUCUUGUACAUAUUUAAGCAAAUAGUGUCUGCUAACUCGAAGACCAUGUAGUUUUGGCAUUUGCAAUAAUUUAUUUUGCUAUAGUGAUAAACUAGAUCUCCUAAAUACUUCCAUACAAUUCUGAAUUAACAGAGGGUUUUGGGGGGCGGCGGGGGGUGGGUUUAAAUCACAUUAUCUGGGUCUCUUAAUGCCAGGAAUAGCAUUGAAUCGGUUCAUUUAUUUAAAUCAUCUUUAUCCCACACCUUGAACAUGUGGCUCAUAGGUGAACUUUGAAAGCAUACAGUUAAAAGCAUUUUUGCACAUUCUGAGAUCUCCGCUUGAGCGGCAUAGAACAGUAGAAGGUAAAAUUCAAGAUAAAUUGUAUUUAUUUGCUUUGAAUGGCCAUCAUAAUGUCCUCUUUUUUGCUCUUUAAAAUAUGGCAAUCCUACCCAACAGAAACUAGCAGCACUGCAGCUGUUGCUUCUGACCCAGAUGUGUCAUAGUUUGCACUCUGUAUACUAUGGGCUGAAUCAGACUUUAAGCAUGAUAGGAUUAUUUGCCUUAUUUAGAACCUUAAGAGCUUUGUCAUUAUGAAAAGUAUCUUAUGCUUAUGAUUUUACUCCUACUGACAGAUUUUUUUGAUAGCUGAGCAGUAUGGGAUUAUUAUUAUUAUUAUUAUUGCAACAUAUUCUGCUAUAAAUGACAUGAAUUCUUGGAUUUUGUACAUGGAGGGAAAACACAAAACUGGUGCAGGAUGUAUCUGAAAGCUUCAGAAUAUCUGCCUAAGACUUUGGGCUUGAAAACAGGAACCUAAUAGAUACACAGCCCCAUUCAAUCUGGGCUCUGAUAUUUACAGAGCCCUUCACAUGGACCCUGGACACAUGGAAACUGCUUCUUCAUGAGCUGCAGGAUGCCAUAUCAGUGGAUCAGGGCCCAUGUGCCCAGCACUCCCCGUGUGAUCAGAUCUCUCAAUAAUAGCUAAGCUAUGUGGGAGCAUCAACAAAAGCAGCCAGGGUAAAAUUUUAAGGUCUUUAUGUCUUUUAGAGCAAGAUCUGAGGCCACUAACUCCGUGACCAGUAAAGCCCAAACAAAAGACCCAAAUACUUUUGCAAAGUAUUCUAAAAUAUAUGUGGUGCUUUUGAUUUUGUGCUACUCCCCGCUAAAAUAUUUUGAACAGGGCAAAAUAAUCAACAGUUGUCUGAUUAUGUCUGAUGCCUAAAAAAAAGAUAUAUUUGUGCAAAACAUCUACGCUAUCCUUACAAAAGGUUACUUGAUGUGUAUUCCACAGAAAAUGGGGCAUAUUGGAUUCUACUUUUUGCUAUGCAGACGCUACAGAGAAUACACAGAUAAAUGGUAUCUGAUCUAUAAAGAACGUAUGUUGAAACAAAAAUUGGCAAUGCCUUGCUAAUAUCCAUUUCUAAUAACCUUGAGGCAUGAGCGAAAAUAAUACCAAAAUAUAUUCUUAAUUGCAGAAUCCAAUAAUAUAGCUAUCGUGGUGCUAAGUGUGAGAGCUCACAGUAUUCAGGAUCAUAUACCUAUUCAGCUCCGUAACUACACUGACUCGCAGGAGCUCGCUAGAAUUUCAAAAGGGUCAUUCUCAGUCCUAUCUGAAACGGCCAGUGUUUGAUCUAGAGACCUUCUGCAUGCAAAGCAGAUUCUCUACCACUGGGCUACAGCUCUUCUCUUCCGCACAUACUCAACAACUCCACAUAAUCUGAGCAUGUAGGUUUUCCCCCUUCAUUCAUUUGUAAUCUGCCCAGAGGACUUUAAUUAUUGGGCAGCAUCUAAGUGGCAUAAAUAAAUAACAUUUUAAUUGUGCCCUCAAUGACCCAAUACCCUUUUUGUGAAAUUCAAAAGAAAAGGAAAGAAAAAGCAAACCCGCGAUUCCAUGUGAUUGUAUUUGAAACAGUACAGAAUUGUUGAAUCCCUUACCAUAGGAAGAAAGCAUCUAUCUAGCUUGUCUGUCUAAUGUUCAUUCAUUUGAGGAUCUGUGUUUGGGGAUGGAUCUAAGCAUGUCCAAAUCACACAGGUGAACUCCCAUAUGCCUGACUCAGCUUCCGGUCACCCUGCUGGGACAAUAUGUGAAUUGUCCACAUUAAUCUGAUUUGGAACUAUAAUUUCUCUUCUAGAGGGGCUACGUUAGGGGCUGCCUUGUACACAAUCCACUGGGAUUGCCUCUUGGAAAGGAAUUAAAAUUCCGAUUUGUGCUGUUGCUCCUCUUCUCGCGCAAGGAUGGGGAACCACAGGUCUGGGAGACAAACACAGCCCUCCAGGCCUCUCUUGCGGCUGUCCCCACCCACCACCAACGAGUGACCCCUGGAAUUUGCCCAGAUGGCAGGGUGCCCCCCCCAAGACCCCAAAAAAGUUCCUACCCCUGUCAUAAUGGUUUCGGUAGGGCGUGUGCAGGCAAACCACCUUUUGAGUUACGUCCUAUGCUAAUCUUUACACAAUGAGAUCACUCAUCUGUUAGGAUGAUCAGGAAAGGAUCUUCUUUGGGUUGGGGGGCUUUCUUCUCCCCCACCUCUCACAUGUACUUGUUGUUGCAUGGGAGCCACUUCCUUCUUGUGCAAUCCUGUACAGGAGGGAGCAUGACAUCUGUGGGGGGGAAGACCCAGCCAAAAUUUGUGCAUCAUGCGGCUUGCCAGCCACAUGGGACUGCACCCCAGGCAACUGUCUCUUUGGACCGGAAAUCUCAGAUUGGUGUGUGUUUGUGUGUGUGUAGGUAGGGUUUUCUCAGCUGCGGCUCCUUGUCUUGCAGAACUGCUUUGUUUGUUUUGCUAAACUCACACCCUGCUUUUCCUUGUAAAAUCCCUAAGGUGACAAACGACAAAAUGCAAUUAAAAUACGUGGUCUAAAAAAAGUGACCAAUGAUUAUAACAAUAAACAUAAUAAAGAACAACACAGUAAAAACAAUGUGACAAGUAAGGGCCAUUAAAAAAUAUAUAUCAGAAAAUGACAGCUAGCGAAAAACAUGUUAGAAGAAGUGAAAAUAUAUAUGUUUAUGGAGUACUCACUCCAAGAAGGCACACCUGGCUCUAUCACUGUUCAUUUACAGGCACCAGGCAAAAACAUUCAUCCUCACCCAGCCCUUUGGAUCUUCAUUUUUUGCUUAUCUUCUAGUUAGGUGGGUUUGAGAUGGAUUGGGUAUAUAUGUGUGUGUUGUAUUUUAGGUUCUUUUACCCAUGUUUUUAAUGUGUGUGGUGGUUUUUUUUUGGGGGGGUUACAAGUUGCUUUGAGUUUCACUUUUUGGGGGAGUGGGAAGUGGCUAAUAAAGACAAUUAACAGUAAUAACAUUAUCCAUUAUUACUAUUAUCAACAGCUCCACAGGUGGUAAAUAGUUAUAAUCCUCUAAAACCACCUACAUUAGAGGAUUGGUUAUCUUAAGCGUGGCGAGUGGUACAAAUUAUAAAGAUACAGAGAAGGGAAAGUAGGCAACUUACUGGUCAUUUUAUGGACAAGUGUAGCCUCUUUAUAAUAUAGUUUGGCACCACAAAAUGUAAGAUAAUGUUGAACUGCACACAUUGCCCGGGACAUUGUACUUUUUUUGUUCAGUGGGUCUGGUCCGAGUAUAUAUGAGUUGUAUUCAGUGCUAGUUCUCGGACCAGACCCACUGAAAUUAAUAGUCCUGUCAAACUGUGGUCCAUUCAUUGCCAUAGUAAAACUUCAUUUGAAUAUCAUUCAUUUCACUUAUCGUUUAACUGUAUCCUUUGCUUUAUAUCUUUCUCACGUGGUUGUUUCUUAUGUCUUCAGUUCUGUAUGGUGUUUCCCCCUCCUAAACAAAUAAGUAAUUUUUCAAUACGGUGCAGCAGAGCAAGACAAAUUAGCUCAAUGGGUCAAACACCUGUUUAAAUACUAAUUAAAAAAAGGUUUCUACUUGUCACUUGAAAAGAACCCGAAGGUUAAGCAGACCUUGCUCGAUAGGGAGUUCUGAAGUUUGUACAUACCUAGUGAGAAGGUCUUCUCUCAGGUUCCUGCCAAAUGCACAUCAGAUGGUGCCGGGUGGGACAGGAAAAAAUGGGUGAAGUCCUUUCUGAAGGACCUCAUCACCCAAGCAGGCCGCUGGUCUGUGGAAAGUCCACUUCCACUCCAAUGCUUAGGAAGCAAUACAAGGCAUUUUUAUUAAAGUGUAUAUCUGGUGAUCUUCCAUAAGCAAGUUCUAUAUUUUAGUAAGGUCAGGCUACUUGAUGAAAAAGUGGUAUUGGAAGACCGGACAUAUGCUAGAACAUUAGCAGUGGCAAAGUUUUUAUCAGUGGUUGCAAGAACCAAUGAUCCCUAUAUUCUGAACAAAAUGCUUGUUUAACCUGGAGGUAGGCUGUAUGAAUUGUGUAUUGCUUUGUAAUGAUUCGUUGGGUCUCUGGACCAUAAUAAAGAUUGUUGUUGUUGUAAAGUGGUAUUUUGAAAUAAUUCUUAGUUUUGGAUUGAAUCAUUGUGCUGGAUUUUUAAUGUUUAAGCAUGGUGGUUGUUUUUUUUACCGCUGGAGAGUUUUGUAAGCACUGUAUAUAACUAAAUGGAAUGUAUCUUCAAAUAAGGCGGACAACGUAAUCCUAUGCACAUAUAUGCAAAAGGAAGUACUGUUGAUUUCAGUAGGGUUUACUCCCAAGUAAUGUGUGCAAAGGACAGCAGCCCCAAGUUUCUUGGAGAUGUUGUCCUGCAGUCAUCGUAGCCCCUUUAGAAGACUGCUUUGCAUUAUUCUGUUUUACUCAAAAUACUUAUUGUGUGGCUCAUGAAAUGAACCUUAAAACAAGUGUGUCAACAGUUUCUGUUUCUUUCUAGAACUUGAGAAAGACAGAAAGCUCGUUUUAAAAUAGCCAUGAACAUUAAAUUUAAGGUAAUAUGUAGACUGGCUUUAUUUUAUAAAUAAAUAAAUAAAUGAAUGACUCUCUCUGAUUAAAGAGUGUAUAUAUAUAUAUAUAUAUAUAUAUAUAUAUAUAUAUAUAUAUAUAAAAUAGGCUGAAAAUAAUUUAAAAUAACUUGUAGAAAAAAAAGAGUUUUUGCAGAUGUACAGUUGUACUUUGUCAGGUCUUCACAGACCCCGAUGCUGCUUUAGUUAGUUAGGAAGCUAAUUGGUUAUAUUUACAAACGAGAGUGCUAGAAGAUUUUUUCUUGGAAUUAAGAACUUUUAACUUAUUUUGGAAAGAAGAACUUUCAAAGUUCCCCGAUGAGUUGGAUGGGGUUCACUCCACUCGCCCCAUCUUCCAAAUCUGUCUAAAUAUUUUGUUUUAACGUCUAAUCUCAUUAUGCUCUCUUUGUGUUUAACUUGUAUUAAAAUCUGUCAGCUAUGACUGGUCUCAUAAGCACAGUCAGCGGACCAGAAUAAGUUAAUUAUUUACUUGUGUCACUAGUACUCUUCAUCUAAUGAAAUGCACAGCUGUGUUAGAUCUGCAGUUGGACGUCUCGAUUCCAUUGUUAUACAAGUCAGCAAAGGGUAGAAGCUGCUAUGAUGGAGGGGCCUCGGUUCUUUCUGCUGUUCUGCCUUUCUGUGUCGAUUUCAUGGAUCUUUUAUCAUUCACUUUCACACAAAACAAACAACACAGCGCCUGUCUGCUAUGGGAACCGUCUUGGCAUAUAAAAGGGUUUCCAGCGCCUGAAGUAAUUUUAAGUUAGUGCAGAUUUAAUUUUUGGCUUACAGGUGCCCUUUCCUCCUCAUGCAACCAAACACAAUUUCCUAGUUUGGAGGAGGGGGAGGGAUGUAUGUUUGGCCAAACCCACAAUUUAAGUGGGUGUAAAUUUUACGUCGUAAUUCUUUUGCAUAUUUUUCACACGUGAGGAAAUUACUAAAAUGAUUUUUUUGUGGGUAUGGUGUUACCACCAAAAGAUUUUUUAUGGCGAGGAUUUUUUAUGGGGUAGGAACCAGUAAUAAUGGUAAAAAUCAAGUGUUUUUUUAAAUUGAAAAACACAAACUAUAGAAAUGCUUGAUCUGCUUCUUUCAUUGCACCGAUCCUUCCACAUACUGUUAACAGCUAUCCCAUGCACCUAGGCCCUAUUCUUAUUUUGUGUGUGUGUGUGUGUGUGUGUGUGUGUGUGUGUGUGUGUGUGUGUGUGUGUGUGUGUUUAAUUGGGCAGUGGAUGUUGGUGUUUUCUGACCAAGCCCUAGUAUCACAAUCUCUUCUUGCCCUUCCCCGCAAGUGCCUGGUUGAGUAAGCCCUUGUUUAGAGAGUGCGUAAACAUUGCUUAACCUUCUCCAGUCCAAAACUCUUUUCUCCAGUUAUAAAAUGUAUUGCCCACUUCACUGUACAAAUCUACAAACUCUAAAGUAUUUUAAAACAUUUUACUGUGCCGCUCAGCUAGUUUUUUGCCCACCUGUAAUAAAGCCACCCUACACAGUGAGAAAAUUUGGUUUGCAUAGACUUGGGAAAGAAUAGAUGUUUUGUUCUAAAUGUUUGUGGUUCGAUUGUAUGCAUCCUUGUUUUUUUUUACAAACACAUACGGUUUUCAAGUUAUUUCGACGCAUGUAAUCCAAUAUUGCUAAUGUUUCCCCAACCUUCUGCAGGGCAGGGAGGGAAGUUCCUUUUACAAGCAGAAGUCCUUCCCUCUGACAGGUGGACCAAAGUUGUACCCCACUCAGUAAAUAAAGACAAGGAACAUUAGAGGAUUCCCCCACUCUCAAUUUCCUCAAAAUUUCUGUGUUGGGCCUGAGUUUAGAAGGAAUACAUGUUCUGGGGUCAGUAUCUCAGAUAAAAGCAUCUGCAAAAUAGCUUGACUCUCACAAAGUACAGAGUAGUCUGGAUUGUAGGAUGCUAAGUGGUGGUGUUAAUCACUGCAAAAUGAUUUUUUUUAAGUUUACAUCUUUCAUUUAUCCUAGUCAGUAUUGUUAGCUAUAUUUCUAUGAACACCUUUAGUAAGGGAAUGUCUGCUUUUGAGUGAACUAUUUUUAAUUGCAUAGGCUAAAAUAGCAUUUAACUCUUGCCCAGAAACAUCAUUUUGGCUCUGCAAAAUGAAUCGCUUGCUUUUGUCAUUUGAAAAACCUGUAUAUAUUCUGUGUUUCAGGGGUUUGCGGCCUGAUUAUGCCUCAGGAGGACAUGCCAUUUUGUGAUUCAGGAAUCUGUCCUGAUAUUAUCAUGAAUCCCCACGGCUUCCCAUCUCGUAUGACGGUUUGUAACAUUUUUACAGUCCUUGACAUUAAUGCAUUAUUAAAAAGUGCUACUUACCCUUUUGGGGUAAAUAUCUAUUUACUAUCAAUAAAAGAAAAAUGCAAGUUUUUACACUGUGCAUUAUUCUUCAUAGGGCAGAAGGUGGAAUAGGAAAGUUGUGUAUCUUGACAGGUAGUGCUCUCCAGUGCUGACAGACAUUGGUCUGGGUGGGAAUAACAUGAAGAGGUUCAGGAGAACUGUUUGGCUAAGUGCCAGCUCAAAGGCAACAAGUGCCCUCCCCCAUGCCCACAACUCAGGGUGCAUAGUACCCAAAAGCCAACCUAGUAAUUUUGGUACCUGAUGCUGAAAAUUUCACAACCUCUUCUCCCCUUCCUUGAAAUAUAUAUAUAUUUAUAUAUAUGUGUGUGUGUGUGUGUGUGUGUAUAUAUAUAUAUAUAUAUAUAUAUAUAUAUGGUAACAACAUGCUGCCUUUUUAAAAUAUCCAAAUUCAAUCUACCCGAAACAGCUCACUUGUUCUACCUAACAUUGGCCAUGAUUACAGAAUAUAGGAUCAACUUCAGGUUUCUGUCUGGGGUCUGAAAAGCUGCUUUAAGUAUGCUCAUGGGUUUGGGACAUAUUAAUUGACUGAUUAUUUGAACGGCAGCCUCCCCUUCCACCUCAUAGGCUGCUUGCUGCUGAAAGUCCCUUCAGUUUGCCAUGCAACAAGAGACACAAGCCCAAUACAGUGGUGCCUCGCAAGACGAAAUUAAUGCGUUCCGCGAGUCUCUUCGUCUUGCGGUUUUUUCGUCUUGCGAAGCACGGCUAUUAACGGCUAUUAGCGGCUUAGCGGCUAUUAACGGCUUAGCGGCUUUAAGAAAAAGGAAACAAACUUGCAAGAACUCGCAAGACGUUUCGUCUUGCGAAGCAAGCCCAUAGGGAAAUUCGUCUUGUGGAACGACUCAAAAAAUGCAAAACCCUUUCGUCUAGCGAGUUUUUCGUCUUGCGAGGCAUUCAUCUUGCGGGGCACCACUGUAUUCCCUUGGAUAUGCGGGCCUAGGAGCCUGUCUUGUUUGGACUAGUAUUUGCCCACAGGAUUUUGUUUAUCCUCGUCAGUUCCUUCUCUUUGCACCUUAGACAGCUGUAGGGAGAAAUCUCUAGAAGACUACAAUAUUUGGAGAGGUCUCGCCAAACUUAAAAUACUUACUUUUCUCUGCUUUCUGCUGCAUAGGUGGGGAAACUAAUUGAACUUCUGGCCGGAAAAGCUGGUGUCCUGGAUGGCAGAUUUCACUACGGAACUGCAUUUGGCGGGAGUAAAGUGAAGGACGUGUGUGAAGAUCUUGUGCGUCAUGGGUAUAACUACCUGGGGAAGGACUAUGUAACAUCUGGCAUUACUGGGUAAGAACCUCCUGCAGGCGACUGCUGUGCUGUGUACAUGUUCCUGUUUCUAAUAUCUAAUAGUGCCAUGUGUGCAUAACUUUAAUGUGAAUAGCUGCACAUGGUUUUUUAUUAUUAUUUUAAAAGAACCCUGCCACUAGAGCAUCAAACAAAAUUAAGAAGCCAGCUUCUUCUUGCAGUGAGGUUUUUUUUGUCACUUAAAAUACAAAAGUUCUAAGCAGUUUUGGCAGAGGUGCAGUGUGCUCUUAGAAUAUGAUUAACAGCUUUAAACCAAAUGCAAUAGCAAAAUACAGCAUUGAAGGCAGGUGCUUGUCCGUUGGGAGUUUUUGUGAGCGGCUUUUGCCAAUUGUGGAGUCGGUCUGGCAUAGUUGGCUGGUCUGUUAACUUCCUGCUGUGUUGAUCAGACUGUCUUCAGAGAUGUGGAGUUCAAAGGAAUAUGAGAAGGUUUAGGAAGCAAGACAAGGCCAUAUGGCCCAACGCGUCUGUGUUUUUAAAAUGUAUCUUAAUCCUACCUUUCUAUUUUCUACCACAUCCUCCCCCCCCCCCCACUCUAACACCAACAUAAUCUGGGCCACUAACCUGUUCCAUCUGUCAAUUCUUCCUCUUUCAUAAACUAUAUAUUUGCUUGUCCUAAAUCUGGUUUGCUACUCCAGUUAAGGAUAGGGGAAAAUACAUUUAUUUAUCUCAAUGAACUGCAGGUGUUUUGUAUGAAUCUCUUAAUGGUAUGAUGCAUUUACAUUUUAAAAUGUGCUGUAAGUCACUUGGAGUCCUUUCAGUUACAAGGCUAAUAGAUGAGGAUGAUCCUAGCUGAGAAACAUGGGCAGUAUGACUCCUUUAGAGAAAUUAUGCAGGGUGGAAAAUGUUUUCUUUUCCCCACUGUGUUUUUUGAAAUCCUCUAAUUUGUCUACAUUUGCUUCGGGUGCCUAAAACUGCUUCCCUUCUCCCACACUAUCCUUUUCAGUUCCAAUAAUUUUCUUGAAGGUCAUGUAACAGCAAUGGAUUGCAAUUGUACCUACCAAGAAUUCAGGAGCAGUUCCACAUGCCAGCUUAUAGACUGACUUAGACUGACUUAAGAGGAUGACUUAUGGAAACUCUCCCAUGACCUGGAAUCUUAAUAGCUGGAGGAGCUCUCUUGAAGCUAUUUAACAUUUUAGUUAUUCUCGGAUGUAUCGACAGAGGUACAGUGGUACCUCGCAAGACGAAUGCCUCGGAAGACGAAAAACUCGCAAGACGAAAGAGUUUUUCGUUUUUUGAGUUGCUUCGCAAGACGGAUUUCCCUAUGGGCUUGCUUCACAAGACGAAAAACGAAAAAAACGAAAACGUCUUGCAAGUUUGUUUCCUUUUUCUUAAAACCGUUAAUACCCAGGGUGACUUCGAGGAGCAACUCAUAGCACGCGGUGUGGUAGCCUUUUUUGAGGUUUUUGAAGACUUUGGUGAUUUUGAAGACUUUGGGAAACCGUGCUUCGCAAGACGAAAAAAAUCGCAAGACGAAAAAACUCGCAGAACGAAUUACUUUCGUCUUGCGAGGCACCACUGUAUCAUCUUUCCCUGCCCCCAUGAACUGCAGAUCAUUCCACUUCUUCCAUAGAAAUCAAUGAAACACAUGCUGCUCCAGUGAGCUGUAUGGAAAGCGUUCUUUGAUCACAGAGCAGUGAGUGAGAGGAAAAGAGGCACUCGCCAUACCCAAAAUACCCCUUUUGUCCACAGAAUCUAGGGCAGAGGAGGAGGCAGGUGUACCAACCCCUGUCAGGGCCUUUCCUGCUUCUGAGGCUACCACGUUCCAUUGUUCCUGCUUCCUUUCCACUUCCGUUCCUCCCAUCUUCUGGCUCUCUCCCUCAAAUACCUGCAUCAAAAGUCUUUGCCAGGAAUUUCUUCUGAAAGCUGGUUUGGGUGGGGGGAAGAAGAGAGAGAUUAGUUUGGCUGACUUGCUGUGUGUAGUGUGAUGCCUGCUUGAAGUCUAGAGCUCCAUGGCAUUGAGACCCUGAAAUAACAAGCUGUUUGUAUUUGCAGUGCACCAGCUCUAGGGUUCUUUUGCACCAUGAUCUGUGUUGAAUCCUUUAAUGUUUUGCAAGAUCAAGUGUCUGGCUGAAGCUUCUCAGGACUUCAAGGGUUGGCUCCUGAACUUCUCCAUGGGUUAUUUCUGAAGGGGGUGCAGAGAAUGUGGUCCACUGGAAGCCUAGUAGUUGGCGAAAGUGUAGUACUUGGGGGAACUGGGAUUUAUCCUACUCCCUCUCACAGUCACUAAUACCUGUUUUCCUUUUUGUAAUCUCAUUUAUAUAAACAAUGCUUUCUUAGCUUCUCUGAAAGAAACUUUCUUCUUCCUUCUCAGGGAGCCAUUAGAAGCCUACAUCUAUUUUGGGCCAGUGUAUUACCAGAAACUGAAGCACAUGGUUUUGGAUAAGAUGCACGCAAGAGCUCGAGGGCCCAGAGCUGUCCUUACCAGGUAUGGCAGAGACAGGAUCACAAGCACAAAUGCACAACACCAAAAGGCAGCCUUCAGGUCUGCUCCAUUUCUCAACAGCUAUAGCCACGUAGAAUCUUGCACAGAAUGCAAAGGCUCUCCGCUUCAGCUAUAGCUUGAAAAAAUGUAAACGGGUCAUUUUGAAGCCAGGGAGUGACAUGUUGGCGUUCUUUGAUUUGAAAAGGGGGGGGGGGGAAUCAGGAUGCUACUUAAAAAGAAAAAAUCACAAUUCACAUAGCAAGUGGAGAGACAUUAUUAUUAUUAUUAUUAUUAUUAAUAAUAAUAAUAAUAAUAAAAUUAUUUAUUUCCCGCCCUCCCCAGCCGAAGCCGAGCUCAGAGCGGCUAACAACAGUAAAAUAUACAACAUUCUAAAAUCAUUUCAUUAUAAAAUCAGCUCAAAUCAGAUUAAUGACAACCAUUGGGCUAGAGUUCUGUGAGGAUUGCCAAAGGAGGGGGUCAGGCUGUGUCCUGGCCAAUGGCCUGGUGGAACAGCUCUGUCUUGCAGGCCCUUCGGAAAGAUGUCAGGUCCCGCAGGGCCCUAGUCUCGUGACAGAGUGUUCCACCAGACUGGAGCCACAGCCGAAAAAGCCCUGGCUCUGGUUGAGGCCAGCCUAACCUCUUGGUGGCCCGGGACCUCCAAUAUGUUUUUGUUUGAAGAUCGUAAGGUCCUCUGUGGGACAUACCAGGAGAGGCGGUUAGAAGCGGUGAGUGGUCUUCUAGCUGAAUCGAAGCCUCUUCCCAUUCUUCUACUUCUCCACACCCAGUUGCCCUUUAUAAGCCAAAUGAAUGAGGACCAGGAAGCAAUUCAUGCCCCUUUUCUGCUGCAUGUGCCUCCUCUUAGGCCAGCCUCAUUCCUUUUGGAUCAUUGGGCCUAACUACAGCCUUAAGUUAGACCAUACAUAUGAGCCUUACAUUGACCGGGGAUAGCCAGUGUCAUGACCUCCGGAUGUUGCCAACUACAACACCCAUCAUCUGUUACUAUUGACCGUGCUGGUUGGGGUUCAUGGGAAUCCAUUGACAUCUGGAGGGUCCCAUGUUGGCUAAUCCUGCUCUAGACUCCUGUUGUAGAGAUAGACACUCUUUUGAUGCUGAACAUUUAGCAGCAUUCUGAUGUGGUUUAUUUUUGGGGGUGGGGGGGUGGGAUUACCUGUUUCAGUGGGACAACAUUCCCAAAAGUCUCUACCUGUUUGAUUGAAAGGCAACCGACGGAAGGCCGCUCCCGUGAUGGAGGCUUACGGCUGGGAGAAAUGGAACGGGAUUGCCUGAUAGGCUAUGGAGCUAGCAUGCUCCUGUUGGAAAGACUUAUGAUUUCGAGCGACGCGUUUGAAGUGGAUGUGUGUGGCCAAUGUGGAUUGUUAGGCUACUCUGGCUGGUAAGCAGACAACUGAAUUUUUAAUGUUUCAAUGUGGUUUACCCAGUAGCUUGCAUAUGUGUGUGGUCCCUGCUUUUACGUUAAGUGAGAGCUUUCCCUCGACAAAUGAAUGUAAUACGGUGCUUUGCACAAGUUGCAUUUUGACCUGUGACACAGAGGAUACUUGUAAUGCCAAACUCGAAGGAAGGUAGCUCUUUACAAGACUUUUUUUAAAAAAUGCUAAUAAUUUAUUCUUGGUAUUAAUGUGAUGCCUGUGUUCUUCUUACAAAGCAAACCUCAAAGAUUAUUUAGUCCUUCUAGUCAGGGGUUUAGUGAAGUUUUUGUAGUGCCCGCAGAGCUUCUGGAUUAUGUCUUUACAGGACAAAAAUCAUUUAAAAGGGAAUUGGGCUCUCCCUUGUGUUUUUGGCAGAAGAUUAUCUACUUUUCUGGAGAUAUUCCAAAUAUAUAUAUAUAUAUGAGCUACCAUCUAAACUUAGGCAAACAAAAAGGGCUGAGUGUAGGAAUUGAGACAAAGAUGUGAUUGCAUGUAUCACCCAUGUUACAAAUAGCUGACUUAUCACAGUGCUUUCAGAAGAGAGGAGACCAGCUGUGUCAAUGUCCUUUUCUCAUCUAAGAUCCAAAUUAGACCACACUGAAAAGGCUGGCAAAAGAACUUAGUGGGACUAUACCUUUUGUUCAGUGGCUUGGACUCGUGCAGAGCAAAAGCAGAGGGAAGGGAUGUAACAGAGAUUGUGAGGGAGACUUUUUUUUCCUCCCUGCAAAUUUUGUUUGUAAAAUCAAGUCGCCCUCCCUGGUCUUACCUGUGUGCAGGGCUUUUCCUGCUUAACCUAGAAAAUUCUUGAAGCUUUUCUUCUUUCCCAUGGCACAGAUGGAAAAGGACUUAUAGACUGUUCUUUGCACAGGGCAAGACUCCUAUUGGCUUGCACAGCCCUAAAAGCUUUAUUCAGUUACUCUUCUUUUAAUCUUAAAAAAAACAACCAACCAACUAUCAAUUACAAACCACUUGCUAACCACUGGAUGAAUUGCUGUAGUGUAAUGGAACGUCAUGAGAAUUUUAUCUAUUUCGGGGGAAGGCACCUGCAAUAGAACGUUGGUAAACACUGCUGCUUCUGUUAAGGAUGUGAAAAGUCACUUUCUCUGGGAAGAAACCACUAUACAAGGCCCAGUGGAAAGGAGUACAGAGGGAGUGGUACUAAGCUGAAAGAUCAAAAGGGAGGUAGAGAGAUUAGAAGCUCAGAAGUGACUGGAUAGGGAACAGAUUACUACACAGUGUUCUCAAAACACUUAAGACCUGAUAAAUGGAGGCAGACACCUGAAGUAUUACUAAGGUAGUGGAAAGGGGAAAGGCUAUGGGUUGUAUCCAGUGCUGUGCAAGCAGACUUCCACUCGAGCAACAGAACCUCUACUUCCCCAGAAAUCUGCACUAAAGGGCCUCCCGACCUCCUGAAGCAGAGUUUUGAGGGUGCAUGGUGGGGGUUGGCUACAGGGUGAAGUCCCAUUACAUGAGCAGAAGUCUCCCCCCAUUUGCACAACGGCAACAUCGGCCCGAACCCUUUUCCUUUAGGCAGAAAACAUGUCAAACAAUCGGUGGGCUUCCUUAAAGGACUGUAUGCCACCACGCCCAGUUCCAACUCUGACAACCAGCUUUUCAUGCCAAGACAAAUUAUAUAUAUAAACCAUCAUCAUGUGGCUUUUCAGGCACCGGGCAUUUUGAAUGUCAUUUAGCUCUUUUCAUAAAGCUUAAAGGCUUUAAUUUAGACUCUCAUAUAUAUAUUUUCCUUUGGUAUUUGGUGGAUGUAGAAAACAUAAAGGCUAGCAUUAUACACGGCAUAUAUUUAUCUGCAAGUGCAGAAAGGGUUGGUUUUUUUCCUUGCAGCAAAGCAGAGAAGAUUCUGCAUCCUCAAUAUGCUUGCAGAUGCUUUGCCAGGUGUAGUAUAGCCUCAAAAGGAAGAAACGAGAACUAGAGGUUUUUAGAGGUCAGAGGAAAGCAAUUGAAGACUAUAAAAAAGACGCAUGUAGCCAUGGAAGGGUGUAGGAGCUUUGCUUCUUGAACAUUUGAAUUUGGAAUCUUUAGACUACUUUUCAUACUUUCAUAAGGGUUAUAAACUAGUUUUUGUUUUUUGUUUUUAACGCUGAGGUUCACAUGAUUGUGUCCGUUGUUGGGUUACGUUAAAAAAAAUUAAAUGAUAAAUAUUCAGAAAAUUACAAUCCAUAGCUAUGGCCACUUACUACAGGAAAAGAUUACAGUUUUAAGGGGAAUUUGAAGAAUGGCAUUUGCAAUUUCACAAAACUUGUUCAAAUGUUGUGAUUUGCCCUAUAUAAACUCUGGAAAGGCAUGCAAUUCUGGUCUUCUAAUGUAUUUACUGGUUGGGGGAGCAUAACCUGUAAUUGGGUUUCUUAUCCAGUUAUUAGGUUCUUAUUAGGUGAUGAUGUGUUCUGUCUGUCAAUAGUGGAAGCCAAGCAGCCCUGUAAUGAGCAACACAAUAGAAACUAGGCAAUUACAGCAGCUCCAGACCUCUGAAAUGGUCUUGGCCAGCUUUAGUGAGGAAUUGGUAUAUAAACAAGCUUAUUGCACAACACGACUCUAAAAACUACAUGGAAGACUGAAAAGGAAGGUGGCUAUUUGAGUUGCACGUAUCGCCAAGAACCAUCAACCAGAUAGCAUUUCUAGUGCAACUUAACAAUGGACAAUUUUGUUGGCACUAGGACUGGGCUGCUUCAAGGAGGGGACAGCAGAGUAGAAACAAUGCUAUCCAGAAUGUUUUUACUUUAUGCAAUCAUCAGCUAUGCGUUGCCUUAGUCCAGAAUUUCAAGCACUCAGCAAGGACGUUAACACCAGCCUUCCCCAACCUGGUGCCCCCAGACAUUUUGGACUGCAAUUCCCAUCAUCUCUGAUCACUGGUCAUGGUGGCAGGGGCUGAUGGGAGUUGCAUUCUCAAACAUCCAGAGGCCCCCAGGUUGUGGGAGGCUGCCUUGCCUUAAGCUGGAGUUUCUAAAUGCUUAUUUUGGAAAGCCAUUCUGAGAGGGUUGGAAUUGGUGACUAUAUGAAUGCAGCUGCCAAGGCAGAAAAUCCAGUAGAAUGAUGACGUGUUGAGCUAAACAGAUUUUUUAUUUCACAGAUCUGAAAGUAUUUGGCUUUCUGGGAAGCCUUCAGCACAGCCUCUUGCUCCACAUACCCUUUUGUAGGCAGGCCUAAGGGAAAUAAGCCUUCAUUCUUCACCUGCUGUCUUCCCUGUGUGGAAUUAUAGAUUACAAGCCCCUUGGGGCAGAGACCUGUCUCAUCAUUUGUAAAGCAUCAUGCACAUAGAUGGCGCUAUAUAAUUCACAGGGAAGUAGGAAAAGGAAUUGGAUAAACAGUGUGGGCCCAAAAGAGUGCACACGACCUCUUGGUCUUUCUUUCCAGUCGGUCGAAAGUGCAUUCUUCUUGACUCUGCCAUCUUCGCAUGAAGAAGCCCUGCAGUGGGAGGCAGGGCACAUAGAGAGGCGAUCUUGGAGUCUGCUGUACCACUAGCAAACUUCUAGGAACACAGGAAGUUGCCUGAUACCUCAGACCAUUGGCCCAUAUAUCUCAGCAUUGUCCACACUGACUGGCAGCAGCUCUUCAGAGUCUGUCCCAGCCCUGCUUGGUCUUGCUGGGGAUUGACUCUGGAACCGUCUGCAUGCAAGUCAAAUGCUCUACCACCAAGCCGCAGCCCUUGCCCAAAGCAGUUAGGUCUGUGCAUUAUCCAGAAAUGCAACCAAACUGUAUACAAGAGAUGGUUGCGGUUGAUAAAUUUUAUUAUUUAUAUUUGUCUUAGAAUCAUAGAAUUGUAGAGUUGGAAGGGACUGUGAGGGUCAUCUAGUCUGACCCCCUGCAAUGCAGGAAUCUUUUGCCCAACAGGGGUCUCGAACCCAUGACCUUAAGAUCAAGAGUCUCAUGCUCCCAACUGGGCUACUACACACUGAGCAAACAAGAUCUGUUGUCUCAUCUAUCCAAGCAACACUUUCUAGGAUUAGUCUUCAGGUUGCCAUUUUCUCUUCCCAACAUGCUGUGUAACCUGUUUUGGGUAGGCUCUAGGAUGAUGCCUAUGGGCAUUUCAAAGGCACGAUAAUGCCCAACUUAAUGGUCUCCUUAGAUGCAUCCCCAGCUACAUAUAUGAUCAACCCAGAGAUUCAGGAAAACUGACAUCCUGGAAGCUCUUUGGAAAUUUUCUAGCCCCCUUGCUCUUCUACCUGCGGUGGGGGAAACAGGACUCAGGCACACACGCCUCCCCCCUCUAUUGCUUCUGCUUCAAUGUGAUGCCAAAUGACUUGUGGGAGGAAGAUUUUAAUCUCACUACACAGGUUGGGGAGUAAGAGCCAAACAGCCCAAACCACCUUCUUUUUCUUUUUUAAUCAUCCCUAAAAAUGUAUGUGCUUGGCCGUAAUGAAACCAUGAGCAACUGAAUUAGUGGGCUCCCUUUUGCUUUUGGACAGGCGUACUCGGGGAAACCUGUUAAUUGUGGUGUGUGGGUGAACGUAUUGUUGUCUUUCCUCUCAGCUCCAGCAAGUACAGGUCUGGCCAUUCAUUCAGCACACAAAUUAGAUUGAGGGGGCGCCUCAUUCUUCACCCCUAAAUUGGAAUACCACAAUUAACAUUUCUGUGCCUCUGACUGAAGGUUUCCUUGGUAAUACAGGGCUGCAACAGAGGCUCGUACUGCAGUUAGGGGAGCACACCAGUUUACAUUAAACAUUUACAGCAGGUGGGCCAGUAGUGGAAGUAGGGUGGGAGAGGAAGGGAACUCGUACAGAAUGACCCUUCUUUGUAGACUGGAAUUAGCUCAUUAUAAGAUAAUGCUGACCUAUUUCAUACUUAAAAUGUAAUUUGCAAAGAGGUAUAAAAUAAUUACUCAAAAGCGGCACUUUUAAAGCCACCAGUCGCCAAAGUGAUACUAUAAUCCAGUUCCGAAAUUGCAACACACAAAUUCAGCAUCAGCACCAGGUGUCAUCAGGCAGUUGUUUGGGGUUCAGCACCCUGACAGGGAAGGACUGUCCUGGACCCCCCCCCUUUUUUUCUGGUGCUCAAGGGAAGAGCGGAGUCACUGUUUAAAAAUCCUACUAUGUCCCUGAAUGCUUCUAUCAUAACAGUUCUCCCUGGGAUUGUGGGAAAAUUAAAUAGAACUGCUGUUGAAGUGGGGGAAGAGUUGGGGUCUUGGUUAGGUAAGAUGCUAUUCUGUUCCUUGGCUGCAAAGGCAGCCAUUCUGCCCUCUGUAGGGAAAGUAAUGUAGUUUCCUUCUUCAGCUGUUCAUCUACCAUAGGAACAAUUUGCCUGGCUUUAUUUUACAUUCGGUUCAGCUCUGUAGUGCCAGUACACAGAGUUUAGCUCAUGGGUAGCCAACAUGUUGCCCUCCAUAGUUUUGUUGGACUACAACUCCCAUCAUCCCUGACCAUUGGCCGUGGUGAUGGGAGCUGUAGUCCAGCCACAUCUGAAGGCACCACACUGGCUAACCCUGCCUUAGGUGACCACAACUGGAUGACUUUGGGCAGAGCAGUAAUUCUUCAUAAAUAGCAGUAAUUAAGAGAGCAUGGGUCUUAUGAUUUGCCACCUUCAUUGGGGCAGCUACCCCAAGCUAAACAUUUAAAUAGCAGUUUCUACCUCAUAUCUGAGCACAAUUUGAAGUGUUGCUGUUGACUUUUUAAAGCCCUGUGUACCUUGGGAUCCUCUGUACCUGGAGGAACACCUGUUCCCAUAGAAACCUGCCUGUGUUUUGAGGUCACCAGCAGACUCUCUCCUCCAAGUGCUUCACCAUCAUAGGUGAAGCAGGUAGCAACCAGGGACAAAGCCAUUUGGGCGGUGAUGCAAAUACUCUACCCUCUCUCCUAAUUUAACAUUUUGUAAAUUAACCAAUAUAAAGGCUGAUUGAAUUUGAAUUGUUUUUUUUCUGUAUUUAUUUUAUUGCAAUUAAUUCUUAACCAACUUGGGAGGAAUUUAACCAAAAGAUGGUGAUAAAAUACAAUAAAGAAAUGGAUAUAUCUCUUUGUCUCUUUUACGUAAAUAUACAAUGACCUUGGUGUUUCUUUCCUAUCUUUCAGGUGCCAUUACUGCAAGUCCUCCUGUCAUGUGUCUUCCCUGCGCAUACCAUAUGCCUGUAAACUGUUAUUCCAAGAACUCCAGUCUAUGAACAUUAUACCCAGAUUAAAACUGGCCAAGUAUAAUGAAUGAAAGUGUUGAGGAAUGAAGGGACAAAAUGGCAAGCGGAAAUAUAAUCGGAAAGAGCUUAAGUGGCUUCAGAAGUGCUAAAACCGAAUUGGCCCCUAAUUCCUUACUGUUUUUUUCUUCUCUCUUUGACUGCGGGACAAUGCUGGAGAAGAACAGUUGGAAGCUGUUAGCGCAAAGACUCAGGCGGUGUUUAUCUGUGGCACUAAGCUAGGUGCCCCCUUCCACCAAGGCACUGGGACUAUGCAAACUCAGUUUCCACUUCAAAUGGAUGGAAGCACUGCAGAUCAGCCAUGCUUAGUGGAUUGCUUCCUUUGUCAACACAGUAUUUAAAUAUGUGCAUAAACUUAAGAGUGGGAACACAGUAUUGAAAUCAAUAGGAUUUCAAGGAACAGUUUUGCAGAGUCUUAACUGGUGCACAGUUUGGGGUUAGUGUAAUUGUUUUUGCACAAUGUUUGGGGUUUUUUAAUGAAUAAAAAAUUUCAGUUACAUUUUUCAGGUCUUAAGCUUUUGUGGUGUAGCAGUACUGAGAUCCUAUUAAGAGUGUCGGCUAUAGGUUCAAAUGAGAGGGGGAAUAGUUUUACAGAGCUCUCCGAAUAUAGUGCUUUAAGGAGGAUAUGUUGAAAUAACUUACCACCUUGUUCUUGUCUGUUUUGUGAUCUUAUCAUAGCUACUUGCUUGGAAAUGCUGGACAUUCAAGUCCUUCUGUGGCACAUUCCCACACAUCCAUACCUAUCAAUGGGUGGCUGUGACAGCUGCCUCCCAGCACCCUGGGUCCCGUGCUUGCAGGGGAAAGAAGAUCUGGCCACAGCAGACUACGCACCUGUGUCUUGCACCAUUUUAAUAACUUGCUGGGGGAAAUUCUCUCUGCUAGUGUGCCCUUUCUCCACCAGCCUAAACUCUAACCUUGGGUCUCCCUGAAGUCUCUCAAAAUAGCACAGUUUAUGGUUUCCAGACAUGAGGUUGUUUACAAUAAGCUGAGGCCACACAGGUUUAUGAAACAAGUCAACGGUAUACUAAGAUGGAAAAAAAUACAGAAUUUCAAGGAAAAAUGCAAAUUCAGCAAAUUCCCCAGUGGAGC
Molecule: messenger RNA, 62754 nt
Organism: Podarcis lilfordi (Lilford's wall lizard)
Lineage: Eukaryota; Metazoa; Chordata; Lepidosauria; Squamata; Lacertidae
Source: the annotation of a GenBank genome assembly